AGAGAGAGAGAGAGAGCGAGAGGGAAAGAGAGAGAUGCACGCAGUGAUACAGAGUGUCACAGGGAUGCACAGGCUGAAAGUGAGGCGGGAAGUCCGGGGUUUUCCUCUUCUCUACCUGCUUCGUCCUCGUUCUUGGAAUAAAAACAACAAAAAGAAUCAGACUGACUUUCCACCCGGUCUCAAAUCGCCAAAGUUCGUCUUUGGACACUUUUUGGAUGUGUAGACGUCGAACAGCCCGCGUUUCAAAGCUUUAAGGACUAUUACUCCUCCUCCUGUAAAUUUAUGUUCAAAGAAGUCCCCGUUUUUGUGCGCAAUGGCAGCUUGUUUAUUUUGUCUCUCUGUCUGCUUCCACUUGGAGGGAUCCGGGAUGCUCAGCUGAAAGACCGUAUAAUUCAAGAAUAAAAACAAACUGAGAAUGACCUUCUGAGUCUGGAUGCUGGGACAGCAGCCUCUUUUCAUGAAACCUCCUUACCUGUUCAUCGUGAGGAUCUGUUUUAGAGUCUGUGCUGCGUUUUAGUUCGGGGCGCACUUGGUGUCUGACUCAACGAUGCGCUCCUCUGGGAUAUACUGUGUGCUUUUGUUCUUGCUCGAAAGUAGCCUGUCGGACCCGGGGACCACAAACCAAGGUGUGUAUCCAGGCACGUGCAUGCAUCACAACAGCUGACUUUGGAGACCCUGUUUUGAAAGAAACACCAUUGCAUGAAAUGACAAGGACCUCUUGGGUGGAUGCACCAAAUUUGACUACUUUAAAGUCUCCACGCGUCACACGCUUGCACGCGCACACGCAAAACACGAGCUAACUUGGCGUUAUAGUCUUAAAGCUCUUUUUUUUUACCCUCUUUUACUUCAGUCUACUAUGAACAUGAAAGAAAUCUAACCUAUUUAUAAAAGCAAAACUCAACGAUUAAUGAGCAAACAUAUCAAUUUACUUUUAUAUAGAACAGCCCACUACAACCUCUUCAUGAUGAUAGUUUCAGUAGAUUUAUAGAAUUCCUCCAAGGCUUGGUGACUAAUGUGUUUACACUAAAUGUGUUUUGCUUCUCCACCUCUGUCAAUCUGUGAGCUGAAUCAUGACAUAUCCGUCUGUCUGUUUGCAGUCAAAAGCAUGUAUUUACAUCUUAAAGUUGUCAGCUUGCUUGCUAAACCAGGAGAUGCAUGUCUCAAUUUCAAUUUAUUUGACAUUUUAGUCACUUUUUAACAAAAUAGUUGACAAAAAAAAACAUCCCUGGUUGACAAGACAUGGAUUGUUGCCAGCUCAGCCUUACACUGCAACCCGUCUUAAAACCCUAAUAAACAUGAGUCAUGUUUUACAGUUAUGUGAUAUAUAAAAUGAUAAUAUUAGCUUUGAAUGUAACAAACAGUGUGAAUAACAAAGACCUCAACAGGCAUUGUCAGACAUUAUUAGUUUGCUGGUUAAACAAAGAGAUGCCUUUGUAAAUUUCAGUGUAUUUAACAUUUUCUGUCACUUUUUAACAAAGUAGUUGACAAAAAAAACAACAUCCCUGGUUGACAAGACAUGGAUUGUUGCCAGCUCAACCUCACACUGCAACCCUGUCAAAAUACGACACUGAUAAACAUGAGUCAUGUUAUGAUAUAUAAAAUGAUAAUAUCGGCUCUGAAUGUGACAAACAGUGUGAAUAACAAAGACCUCAACAGGCAUUGUCAGACAUCAUUAGUUUGCUGGUUAAACACAAAGAUGUUAGUUCAAGGGCUCGGAGCUCGUCUAGCUGCAUUAACUAUAGAAUAAGUCAACAUUUUCAUGUUUUAGUUACUUUUUACUAAUUUUACUUUACUCUUAAUUGGUCUUAUGAUACACACUGAUAUAUUUUGCAUUUAAAAAAUUCUACUUUUUGGGGGUUUUUUAAGUGUGGUUGGGCUUGGCAUGAGUACAAGUGACAUUUAAAGUAGAUUUAAGUACUUGUACAGUAUGAAUGACAAGACUCCAACUGCUCACAAUUGUGUGUUUUACAUUUUACCCCAUUUUUUACUCUUAAAAUGGGUUUGAAUGUGUUUUUUUAUUUCAAUUGAAAAAGUGAAACCAAUAUAAUAUUAAUCUUUCAAGGAUGUGCAUUGCUAGCUAUAAGGUAUUAAUAUUCAGUAGUUCAUCCAUGUUUUAGAGAUAACACUUAACCUUGAAAUAGUACUCUAAAUCUAACAAUGAAUAUAUUCUAAAAUAUACAUGUAACAUGCAUCAAGUCAUACUUAUGUGUCUGCUGUAUGUUAUUAGGCCCACUGCACAUGCAGCAGCUCUGUCACCCAAAUUAUGGAGGAGUCUCUGACACUAUAUUUCAGCUCCAAAAUCUGGGUGCACAGAGAUGUAGCCACGACUAUAGGGACCACAUAUUGUUACAGUAAAUGUCACCCUCUGGCAUUCUCUGUCAGCUAUAGUGAAGCGUUCAGUUGCCUAUUUCUGUCUCCCUAUUGCUGUGACGAGUGUAUACAUUCACUUGUGAAAAUAUAGAACAAUUUUGGCCCCAUAUGGUCCCAGGAGGAAUCCUCAGAGACAAUAUACCUGGUGAGAAACCUGUGAAUUUCAACAUAAUGGACUGGUUGCAGCCACUAAAUGUAUCACAAUAUGAGAAACAUCCCUACAUGGUAUAGCCACAAGUCAUAUGGGUAAAUAUUUGCCAUAUUGUGAUCGCUUCUUGACAUCUCCUACUUUGCACAUUUGCAGAGGUCAGUUUAAUAUUCCUUCUUGAAUGUUAAAUGGUCAGGUUACAUAUUUUUCAAAGACGACUGGAGCCCUUUCACUAGCCAAAUGUCAAAGUCUCCUUCACUUCAUUUUUCUGUGCAGUAAGUGUGUGUAUGUGUGUGAGUGCAGACACUCAGUCCUCCCCACAGGAUGCUUGUCUGCCUGUGGUGGUGACAGGCUUGAAGGGGAUAGGGAUGCAUGCAUAGGAAAUUUGGGAAAAAGAAAAAAACUCGAGGCAAGAUGUACACAAGAAUAUCGCGAGGGUGAAAAUAGUUUAUAAGGAGUAAUUUAUCCAAGUGGUUUUUCUGUUAUGCAUGAAUCGUGUCCUCAAAGACACACAAUCAUGUGACGUGCAGUUUUGUCGGUUUGUUUUACUGUCUUCACGUGGCACAAUGUGCAGUUUGUGACCUGCCGAUUCGCAUCAAAUUCAAAACAUACUCUUUUUUUAAGGUCGUGAUGGCAGGUUGUCAUUGCAGGUACAGAGGUGGACCAUUAACUGUUUACGGGUAUGGACAAGGCGUCCCCUGCUCCCAUUAAAAAGAGGAUGUCAAAAUUCCUCUUAAACAGCUGAUGAUUAAAUUUAAAACCAAACCUUGAAAAUAAUCGAUCUUGCUAAUGGAGCCUUGGGAUUAACACCACACCUCAUGCCUCAAACUAAAUCACACAUUUAAGUUGGCAAUACAACUAAAAAUAUCUCUUAAGUUGGUACAUUUCACAACAGAAUAAGUUCUUGUGUUGAUUUAAACCAGACAUUAUCAGUUAUGGAGCCGUUUUCUAAUGCUGUUCCUCCUUUCUUUUACUAAUCAUGGAUGUUCACAUUCGCCAACAGAGCGGUCGGUUAUAAUGUCACAUCCUCUCUUUUGAGCUACAAAUAACUACUGUAACAUUUGGAGUUUAAAUCACACCACUUUAAAAGAUGCUGCCUUUUUUUAGGAGCCACCUAAAGGGAAAGACGCUUAUUUACUCUUGCAGAUUCCCUUUGCUUUCAGCAACAUGCCGCUUCUAUGCAUCAUUCACUUUAUUGUCCCCUAUGGGAAAUUUGCUAUGCAGCCAGGCUAAACUAUAAAACAUGAAGCCUUAAAAAAGACACACAGAGACACACAAAGAUGACAGACAAGCAAUAAGAGGUCAACUGAUAACACCAGUGUAAAAACUCUGUGUAGCACCACCUGUUUUCACAAUCCUGCUGGCUAGCAUUUUGUUAGUUGAGCUCAGCAAAUUCACCGAUAGUUGAGGGGUCCAUUGAUGAGAAGUAUUUUCAAUUAAACCAGCUCUCCACACAAUCUUACAGUAAUGGCAAAGACACUCCUGUCCAAUCCAGUCUGCAGCAGCACAGCUUCUUGUGUCCAUUUUAACCGACUUCACUCCUCUCUGACCCUGUCACUGCGUUAAUAAGCAAACAUUGGGUAACUGGUGUUCAGGGGAUGGGCUUAUAGAGAGGGCUAGUGGUUGUUUUGUCUGGUCAGCAGAUCAAGAAGAACCAUUUUACACAAUGAAAUAUUGUAUUUGCCAGUUUUCUUUGAGAAAACUGACUAAAUUCAGCUGUCGUCAGUUUUUUCAGUCACUCUCCUUAUCACUUGAUCCUUAUUUUUAUAUAUAUAUAUAUAUAUGCGCAUACUUUUUUUGCCGAGGGUGUAGUCAAAAAAGAAGAGGCUGGCAUCUCAGAACACAGCAGUUGCGUAACAGCAACACUGCCUUCCUCCUUAAAAAGACGGUGUCAUGAAAAGUGAAAUACAUGCUGCCGCCAACUUUUAUUAAAAUCUCACAUAGGAUAUAAUGAUUUUUCCUCUCUCACAGGUUUUCUAAAACCACAUACUGGAGAGAAAAAAGCUCUGGUAGAAAGGUUUGUGUCUUUAAGUUCCCCGCUAAAAGCUUGUCUUCAUGAAUAUCUGAAGCCAAAAACUUGACAACUGAAUGUCUAACUUUAAAAUGUUCAUGAAUAUACCUGAUACCUUAUUCAAGUAAUCCUGUCCUUGCACAUUUUCUACCAGCACCUCAAAAGUCACACAUUGUGAUCGAGUGUUUUUUCCAGUUUAAUUUUAUCCAGUCAUGAAUUUAAAAAGUUUGAGUUUUAUCAUGAGUCACAGCAGUUUCUUUGGAAGCUGAGAUAAGCAACUUCACAUGGUCUUGUCCCUGUGGGGUUGCAAAACAAGUGUUGAUCAGGGACAGAGUGGGAUAAUAACUCAGAAUGGGAGUUUGACUCCAUCCAAGGAUCCAAGGCCACAUGAACCAGUCAUUGUGAGGACUGUGUGUCCCCAGUUCUUUUCAGUCAGUCCAAACAGCCUACUGUCUACUUUGAUUGGCCCCAAAAUACGACAUUAUCACUAACCGCUCUUUUAUAUCCCACUGUCAGUGUUGGAAAAAUAACAGUAAAAAUGAAUCUGACAGAAAAACUAACAAGUGGUUCAGUACACUGGACGCUACCCUCAUUAUAUGCAGGCUUAAGGAUUUAUCAGCUGGGCUUUUAUAUAGAGGCUAGUCUGCUGUUGAAGACCCUGUAAAGAGAGAGUGGCUCCAUUCUCAUAUAUAUAUAUUUUUUUUUAGUUUUGACAUGCAAAUGAAGCUGCUGUAACAACUGUUGGGCGACUAUUGUUAUUUUUACAUUCAUACCGACAGAGAGAAAAAAGUCCCCAUGGUGUGUAGUUCAUAGGAAAAUCUUAAAGGUGGGGUAGGCAGGAUCUGAGGAAGUGCCAGUUUUUGGGGAGAAAUCUUAAAUGCAAACACCACCCCUCCCAACCAGUUUUCCCCUCAGCUCCUCCUCUCCCCUCCCGCUCUGCUCUAACAAGCUCCGCCCACAAACAGACGCUCCUGCUCGCUUGUGUUGUUUUAAUUAAAUUCAGAUAUAAUGCAGAUAAAUACUUCAGAUACUUAUAACUGGGGCCCAGUCAACAUGAAAGUAAAAAGCAUUGGUGCUACUGUAGAUGUCAACAGACUACCAGCAAACACAACGUUUGCAGGACUUCUACAACUAGGAUAAAGUGACAUAGUCCAGGAACCGAGGUCAACAGUUUAGCGGUGCUACAAUGUGCAGCAGGUCCCGUUUGACAAGAAACACUUCUGUUACAGACGCUUACUUUGUUAAAGCGGUUUACCUGUCCAGCAGAAAGGUUACGUAGGGUUCGUAAGAUCUUGAAGCGUCCCCCAUCAUUUAAUCAUUAAUCAUUAACCCGCCUUUUUAGCUCUUGUCCGGUCUACCUCCAUUUUAAGCGCCUGUUAUUCUGCCAGAGUCUCGGGUAUUUACUUCAUUUUGUUGCUUUUGUUUUCCGUGCUUUCUAGUUGGUUUCUACUGUCUGAUAUUAUAGCACACGUUACUGGAGGACGUGGAGCGUGCUUGCUUCACAACACGAGGGAGCAGCAUCUGUCUCACAACCAAUCAGGUUAGGGGAGGCGGAGAAAGGCUUUGUUUACAGUCAAAAACUGUAAAUGUUGACGACACAAGCAUUACAAAACACAGCGAUAUUGUUAUAUUCCUAAAUGUCAUCAAUAACUAAUAGCUAUUGACUGAUAUUAAAAGCUUUUUUGUAUACACACCACAAAAAAAAAGAUGCUUCUUUAACAGGAUCCUGCCUACCCCACCUUUAAGUGAUCAUUUACACUUAAACAGCUUCAGAACUGUUUGGUGCGAAAAUACCUCAUGCUGACGUUUUUAUUUCAACAAUCAAUAGUCAAAUUUACUUUUAGGACUACUCACCAAAAUUCAUUGCAUGUGUCCUUGAGGUUUAAAGAAAGUACUAUUUUCACCAUGACCCACAAGCAAACUUAAAAUAUUUUCAAAUCUCACGAUGUUUACAGUCAUGUUAACCAGCUUGCUGUUUUUUUUUUGUCCCUCACUGGCUUUGUUUGAACAGUUGCAGAGAGAAACAGCUCCACAGCACCACUAGAGGUCAAAAACUCCACAGGGAGCCUCGGAGAUGAAACGGUUUUCAACAAAGCACCUGCAGUCUCAAUCUUGUAAAGACACAUACACAUAAACACACUCAGGCUAACACAGUAGAAUUCUGAGCGCCGGUUGAAUACAGACAUGCCAUCAUGACACCGGAGAGGGAGAAGUAGAAUUCAGCAAUUAGUGCUGCGAUCCGAAUCAUUCUGUUCAGUUUGAGAGUAACAGUCUCUGGGGUUGAUUUUAUCAUUGUUCAUUACACUGGGAUAUUAACACAAGAGUGUACUUGUGUAAAUACAGAGCCUUCUACUGCAGAGUAUUCAUGUCAAGAUUGUUUGUGAUCCAGUUAUAGGCUUUAAUGUACAAAAUACAGUUUAUCAGGAGGACUUCACUUGUGACGUUUUUGUUGUGAUGGCUGCCAGUAAUACUUCAAGUACCAAAAAUUAGGGAUACCAAUUUACCAAAGUUGAUUGUUUGCACUCACCUUCUUUUCAGUGUGAUAAUUUUCUUCUUGAGGAGAGUUCAGAGCGGACAGUUGCAGAUUAUUCUGCUUCCAGACACAAUACCCAGACCAGAGUAAUGUGAUUUGUCCUUCUGAUAAAUACUCAUCUGUGUGUGUGUGUGUGUGUGUGUGUGUGUGUGUGUGUGUGUGUGUGUGUGUGUGUGUGUGUGUGUGUGUGUGUGUGUGUGUGUGUGUGUGUGUGUGUGUGUGUGAAAUGAGAAAAUCUGUGUAUCAAAUUCAGCUCUCUGAAUGUCUGAGGUUAUUUAUUAUUUCCUGUUGGAGGAAUUUUGUUUUAUUUUUCCAAUGACUACAUUAAAGUUUAUGUUGAGGCAUGUAUGAAAGAGAGAGAGGGAUGGAGAGAUGGUAGGAGAGAGAGUUAAAAAGCUUGCUUGUUGUCAGGCAUCGUGUUUGACAUUACAUAUGAUCAUGAAAGAUUGUUUUUCUAAUUUAUACAAAAAUCAAUAUCUCUCUGUCUUACUGGCUCUCUCAUCCUCCCUCUCUCUACGUCCUCCUUUUGAACAGAGGCAAGGCCAUCUUAUUAUAAUUCAGCCCUUAAUUACCAGCAGGGGAUCAAGGCUAAAUGAAGUCUCUGUAAAUACUGAAGUGCUUCGUUUAGUCCCACCAAAGUGUAUCUUCUCUGGUUAUCUGACUUCUUCUUAAAACAGGAGAAACCCCAUUAAAUUAGUCCAGAUUUGGACUAGUUCGCAGUACGCUGGAGUGGCAGGUCGUCUGAAGAUGUGACUCUUUGGUCUGUAAUGUCGACCACUGAAGUAGGACGCACUUUAUUGAUAGAGAUUGUAAUUAACUGGCUGUGUGGAGACAAAGGAAAUUGCACAUUCGUCAUAUCAAAUUGGCCUAAGGGGCUUAGCAAGGGCCAGAUAAUGGCUCUUUUCAUGCCUGAGCCGUGAGCAGAGUGCAGACAGCUCAAGAUUGGUACACUUGUAUGUACACAAUGUGGAUAUUUCUGACAUGCCCACCCAGUGUCAAAUAUCAAUGCUGAAAAACUUUUAAGAUAACCUGUGCUUGGCGUGACAUAGAAGACUUUUUCAACUCAGGAUUCCUUAAAAUACAGAGUUAGAUCUUGUGCUGUGUCAUUGAGAGUUAAUCCGAAAGCAUCGAAAAAUAAUCCAUGAAGCAUGUACCCAACAUUCACCAAACACACCUCUUAGCAGUUCAACAUUAAAAGCAUAACAGAAAUAAAGAUCUUAAAAGCAAUGUUGCACAUGCAACCAACCAUCAUAUUUAAGUCAUCAUAUUUAGACACUGAUAAAGCAACUGUUCUUUCACUUUGGAAAUUGGUAGACUUUAAGUUUAGUUUUAAAGGAGAGAUAGUUACAACCUCAGGUCUGCAGGCAGUUUGUUACAGAGAGAGAGACCAAAAAGGUAAUGCACGAAAAGGAAGUCAUGACUAGAAGUCCUUUACCUUCCUCCUGUGUUAGCUUUCACUACGCACCCACUAUGUUAACAAAUCCGUUUUGACCCGUGUCUUAAAUCAGCUGUAAAUUACACUAAAAACAAUUCUCUAUCAUCCAAUUUGGUUUCAUCUCUAGGUUACCUCGUUAGGCUUCAUUAUCCAUGAAAAUACUGCUGAUAAUAUUUUUUGUUGUGGGUCUCUGGGCCUUUCUUUGUCAGUAUACCCCUCAUACAGACAUCUAUACUUAAUUGAUCUCACAUGUCUGGACAUGCCUGAGGCUGUUUUUUGUGCAGGGAAGAACAAGGCAAAAUGAGAAUUUCCUAAAUUUCACAUGAUUGGAAAAGGAUCUGACUGUCAGUGUGGUGCCUGAAAGUGCACGUAUGAUUUCAGUUUUUGCUCUAAUUAUUAGAUUUUAAUCUAACCAGGUCAACAGCGACCCUAACAUGACAAGUGCCAUAAUCUUAAUAAGAGUAUUUUAUAAUGUAGUCAAUUUAAUUUUUUAUUUUGUUGAAAUAGAGGUUCCUGACGAAGUCAAAAAGUCUUGAUGCAAAAGAACUCAUUUAUGUGGUUCUUUUAAGUAUUUAAAAACAACAACAGGUCGGUGCGGACCCUUACAUGGUUAGGAUAGCCACACAGUGAGCCUAGGACGGAAGUCAUCACUCCCAAUUAUUGUAUAUUUGAACAUCAGGUAUUUGUCCAUGGAUUAAGACGUUGCAGUAUUGCAGACAUUACAGAUGUACCAGAAAAAAAAGUGAAAUUAUCAUAAGAAUAAAGCCGUAAUUGUACUCUAUGUUAGCCUGUAUGUAAUUGUAAUGGGAAAUAGAAUAAAAGCAGCCAGCUGUCGACAAUUAGAUGAAGAAUGAGGAGCAUCUUGUGAAUUUACACUCAAAGGUUUCACAAACUAAUCAUAUAUAACACUCAGUAUUUUGUAUAAUCUUUUCAGCCUGCUGAUACUUAUAACAAUGUGCUGCUGAUGUGCCAGCAAAACCCACUACUUCCUGCACUGGCACUGAUUAUUGGAACUGGAUCCAAAAAUGUGAGGUGCAGCAUCAUCCAGUAAAAGUGUAAUUACUUGGCUGCGCCUGGCUCAAGGUGGUACCUUAAUGUAAGCUACAAUGUGUUUUGUUACUGCCAUGGUUUUCCCAACAGUACGUCAGCCAGCUUCAUUUUUCUUUUAAUCAAGUCGUAUUUAGUAAGUAAAACAUUCAGAGUCUCUACAGUUAUAGUCUUUGUGCUUUAUUCAUCUUGGUCCUAUUUUUGACGACACACUGCAGAGAAAACUGACCUCUGAGAAGGAGAGCACUAAUCAUCCAGACUUUUCCUUGACGGGGGGCGGAUCCGUGUUAGUGUUGGUGUUGUCCCGGACUUUCUCUAAGAGCUGUUAUUUCAUAGGUGGUUGAAUCUGAUAAAGGCUUUACAGCUCUGUCAGCGUCUCAUUGACAGCUUGAUAACUAUUGUCUGCUUUCUUCCUACUCUGUCACCUCCAUUUCCCUUCUUUUUAAAUUCACUGUCCAACCUCUCGUGCACUCUCUUCCCCUUUCUGCUCUCUCCUCUCACUCCUCCUGCUUCCACUGUCAUUCUCUGACUCUUUCAACUUUUCUCCUCCAUUUUACAUUUACUUUCUUUCACCCUGCACUCUCUCCAGUGGUUCUGUUGGACACUACGACAGUACUAGGAGAACUGGACUGGAAGACCUACCCUGUAAACGGGGUGAGUAACAUGAGAAAUCCUCUAUUUAAAGGUUGUAAGACUGUCUACUGUGAAGCAUUUCACAAUCAUAGGUAUUAACAUGAUAUAAAGACACAAACACAUCAAUCAGCCUGACCUUUUCUUGCCUUGCAACAAAACAUAUUUAACAUGCUUAACUAAUUGGUAGUAGUGUAACUGUCUUAACAUCUGUUUACCCUGUUUGGUAACACUUUACUUGAAGCCUGUCUCUAUAACACAUGAUAGAUAUAUGUAUAAUGUGUUAUAAUCAUGUAAUAGCACUGUAUAACUAUAGUUAUAAACACUGACAAAUGAUCAUAAUGCUUUAUAGCAAUAAUCAUAACACAUUAUAAAGUAUUUUAUCAUGAAUUACAGGGUCAGGUAUUAUAAUGUGUUAUUCCUAUUGUUUAUAAAGCCUUAUGAUAAUUAAUGAGUGUUUAUAAUGAUAGUUAUACAAGUUUAUAAGCUAAUUAUUACACAUCAUAAAUAUAUGUAUAAUGUAUUAUCUAUGUGGGCAUUGACAGUGAGUUGUUAACAGUUAAAACACAUUAUAAUACCUGACCUUGUAAGUCAUGAUAAAAUGCUUUCAAAUGUGUUAUGAUUAUUGCUAUAAAGCAUUAUGAUCAUUUAUGAGUGUUUAUAACUAUAGUUAUACAGUGCUAUAUCGCAUUAUACAUAUAUUUAUAAUGAGUUAUAGAGUUGGGCAUCAAGUAAAGUGUUAUCAAAUGGGUAAAACGGUAAAUGCUUUUUAAAAUUAUCCAGCAUUAGACUCCUUGACAACAGCAUGCAGUACCUGCUUGUAUUAAGUUAAACUGAUUGUUAUGUUAGGAAAUGGAUUUCUGCUGCACUAAAUAUAAAAAUGUGUGUGAUUGUUAUAUUUGAUAAAUGACAGUAACUCUAAUCAGGAGAAUUCAGAACAUCCUCGGGCAGAGUGAUACAUAUUUUUCAAAGUCUCAUACGCCUCAUAAUCCCCCUCUACUCUGCCUGUGAGAUGGAACUGUUAUGCCUACCUGCCAAUUAAAAUGCAAUGGAGGUAUAAUUCUGAGGCAAAGCCCCUGUCUUACAUUCUUUCAACAUAAAUUUUGGGUCUUUUACAUUUUAUUACAUGAAUAGAUGAAAUGAUAGUUUUGAUUAGCAGAAUAGUUUAUUAUAAACUACAUAUGUAGCGAUGACUACCUUCAAACUCAGUUCAUAGGUCAUAGGUAAAGCCGGCAGUAUGGAACAGCACCGUUUCAAGUCAGAGUGUGCAUGUGAAGUUUGUGCUGUGUGUGCAUCUUGUGCUUCUGCAACACCGUAACAUAACGUGAUAACACUUUAUAUGAACACAGCUCUUAUAAUGCAUCAUGAGCACACUUAUAGAUGAUGAUAGGCAUUUAUUACAGCUUAUAGCAAUGUUUAUGAAGUGUUACAAGCAGCAAGCAUAAUGCAAAACAAAAAACAGCAUCUUUUUUAAUUCCUGGUUUAAUAAUAACAAUACAUUAUACAUUAAUAAUACAGUAAUACAUUCUAAAUCUGACAACUUCACCAGGCUAUGGAGGUUCAUAAGUAACUCAUUUCAUGUUUUUAAAAAAGUUAUAAUUUCUCUGAUUCUAAAUUUGGAAAAUAUCUUAUUAAUACUCAACAUGGUAAAGCAUGACUUAUGGCGCUAUAAGUAAUUAACAAUUAUAUGUUCCUAUGACUAAUUCACAGAAACUUCUAAGCAGUAUUUUGUAGCUGCAAAUGAAGUGUUAGACAGUGCAACAAUUACAUAUUUUUAUAUCUAUAUAUGUUUUCUUUUGCAGCAUGGUAUAAACAUGAUAAAUUACAGAUUAUAAUGCCUUUAUACCCACUGCUUAUUAACACUUCAUAAGCAUUGCUAUAAGCUGUUGUAAAUGCCUAAAAUCUCUUAUAAUCAAUGUUAUAAAGCUUUAUAAAUGCAUUGAUAAAGCUUUGUAUGAGGUGGGUUCAUAUAAUACCCUGAAACCAGUUCUUUGCUGCUGCUGCUGCUGCAAGGCACAUUGAAGGCAAAGCUUUGGUAUGACACUGCAGUGAUGUAAACUAAAUGUUGAACCCUCUAACAGCAACUACUUAGUGUCAUUUAACCCUUGUAAAAACGGAUUCAAUAAAAACAUGCAUUUUAUCUCCUCAGUUUAUAAAUAAAAUAGGUGUAUUCUCAAUUAAUACAUUUUUAAGGAUGCACAGAAGACAAUACUUUGUAUUUCCGAAACCAACCUCAUUAGGUAGACCAAAAGUAUCUUGGCACAUUUUUUUUUUUUUUUGUGCUUCUCAAGGGUUUUAUAAAGAACACCAGCAAAAACAUUAUAAUAACAUGAAUACAGAUUUGGGAAAGCCUUUCAAAUAUAUCUAAAGAUUAAACAAACUGUAAAGAGCCACAUUAAUGUAAAAAGCCAAUAAGCCUGAGGUGAUAUAGAUUUCACUCUUACAUUCAUUUCAGCUGGGACCAAGCAACCAUCAUAACAACAACAUUUUUUCUUUUUUUCAGCUUGUUGCCUCUAAUUUGGGACAUGAGGUUGUAGCUGGACUGUUUGUGUUUUCAGGCUAUUAUUAAAAGUGUAAUAAAUCCUUUGGAGCAAAACCAAUAAAUAGAAACAAACUCGUGAGAUAUUUCAGGGCUGAAUACCAAUAUUGAGACAGCUCCUCUUACGCACAGCAAAAACAGGUUUUUGCUAUAGGGAGCAACAACACCAUUAAUUGGUUGAACAAAAAAAAAAUGCAAUUCCAACACCCAGAUUCACAUCGGAUCAAUAAUUCAUCACAACCACAGUGAUUUAAUGAUAUUUUCAUAACACCUCUGUCUCUCUCUUCCCUUAAGUCUGACAAUGACAGAUUGUCUUGUUUUAAUCAGAACCUCACACCUCUUAGCUAUUGUUGUUCGUACAUCUGAAUCUGUCUCUGCAGUGCAGGGACGUGCGCACACGUGAGGCUUUUCUUAACUGCCUGAUGUUUUUUUCAGCACCUGUAACAUGAGGCAAUGAUACUCAGCUGAGAAAAGGAAACUCCACUUUAAUCCUUUUUCAACUUGUACACAUCAAUCACAAAGAUGUCUGCUGGCAUGUUAAAUCAAGGCAGGGGAUUUUUUUUUUUUAUAUAUAUUUAAGUACAUGUAUUACAUCUCUGUCAAUUUUCAAGUUCACAAACUCUCGUGACCCCUUUUAACUGUGAUGAAAUAACCACAACAAUGAUUAAAGAGUGUAAGAUGUAAAAAUGUCUGACAUACUGUCUGAGUACUUAAUGACAGCUGUCAGUAUAGUGAAUAUCAAAGUGUUUUUGUGAGCGAAUUCAACUCAAAAUGAUCACAAGUUUAUCACUCAUCUGUUAUCAGCUGUGACCUUUGACCUCCAUGAACUUAUAAGGCUGCCCCCCCCUGUCCAGAAGAUCCUAAAAGGACUCACAGUAUUGACAUAAUGUCUACUAUUGGCUUAUUAUCAAGAUAUAUGUUUAACCUAAAAUAAAAACAUUGCUUGAGAAACAACAACCUCUCAACACUGAAAAGCUUAAGCAAAGAUUGGGAUUUUAGAUCAGGUAUUGUGGUCCGUACGCUUGAAGUUGUUUUUGUUUUUCUGGUUAUAUGCCGCAAUAUACACCUGAUGACAGGGCUUGCCUUCACAAGCACAAACAUUAAAUCAAAACAAGUUCAAUAGAGGGCUCACUUAUACCUAAGACGAUAAAAACACAAACUUGUUCAGGUUCAUGUGUAGAGGCUCUGCUCCGGAUCAUGGUGGUCACUGGUCUGACUCCCAGCCAUGGCCAUUUACUGCAAGUCCCAUUACUCACCCAAAAUGAUUGUUUCAGCAACUCCAUUCUCCAGCAGGACCUGGAGAUUUUUCUUAGUCCCUUAUACCAAACAUGAGUCAGGCAUUGAGGAACGAAGACCACGAUAAAAAUUAGGAUUACAGGUUUUUGAAACACUUUAUUCUGACUUAUCAAAAGCCCCACAACCCCAAUAAUGAUUAUCAAAUCAUAUCAUAUCAAUAAGUAUAAAGAAAUGAUUUCACCUCUGCCUUUUCACACUGUGGCAGAAACAGACACUGAGGUUCUGCUCACCAUGUUGGGAUUUUAUUUCGCAUAAAAACCCCAAUCACCAUAAAUUAUUUCUUACAUAAUGUAGACACACUUCUGUUACUACAGUCAAUGAUUGUACUAUUUAUAUAAUAGUUUGAUAGUAUUAUAUAGUAAGUCAUGUAAGUCUAUUGUGCUUUAUGUUUUUAUAUUUUGUUACUUUGAUCGAUAAAACUUAACCUGGUAAGUACGAAUAUUUCUAAAAGGGAUGGUUCCAGGUUUUCAUUGUGGUUGAAUAGAUACUUAUCUAUUGUAGGUAGAGCUUUAUGAUGUGCUGUUUAACUUACGCAGUUAUGCAUCACGCUGAUAUAUGCAGUAAACCACACUAACCUCUUUCCAGAGUCUGUGUAUUCACUGUUUUUAUACUGUAAAUAAACAUGACAAUGCCGCCUUCACAAACAACGUUGGGGGAAUGAUAGCGCAAAUACACCUCACUAAUGAGCCUGGGUUUCCUAGCUAUUAGUGGCAUCCAGUCUAGCUGCUGUGACCACACUGUGGCUUUAAACACUCUCUUUACCACAUUUGUUAUGACACACACUCAUGAGUCAAAACCACAUCUACACAGACAAGAUGUGUGCAUUUUGGUUGGUAUUCACAUGCAGUUUAAUUUGUGAUUUUGCCAACGGACAUGUAAUUCUCCACAGUCACUAUCUGAAAAGGAUUUUUCUAAAUGAUCACUUACAGUAUUUCAUACUUUUUUUGGCAAAAAUAAAGCUCCACUAAAAUGUUGAUCUGCAUUAAAAGUACCACAUUAGCAUAUAAUUAGCACUCAAAACAGCACCUCUUUUGCUCCCUUUCUCUUGUUUAGUCUUUUUUUUUUUUUUAUCACCACCACAGAUAGUGCAGUUCGCUAAAUAACACAUUAACAUGAGUAGGCGAGUUAAGGCAAGUAGCUAUAGUAUAGGAUAAAGUUAUUAUAUGAGGCUAAUGUAUACAUGCUAGAGGUGACUUAUGUGGCACUCAAAAGGUCCUAGUCAUCCUUUUUCACCUUCUACUUCCAGCAUGAGGUGUUGAAGUUGUCCAAUAAAUCUUUAAUAUGGCAUAGGGGAAAAUCAAAUAAUUCCAGUGAUAAAACUGAUUUACGGUCUGCUAAUUGGCUGUGCAUUGAGUUUCUAGCACAUGUUACUACUUUGAUGCAGCCCUUGUUAAUUUAAAAGAUGUAUCUUUAUCUGCAAGCAGAAAUUUCAUCACAACCUCUUCUCAGCGCUGAACAACUUUUAUGAUAUUCCUCUGACUGAGAAGUAGUCAGAGGUUCCUGUCAGCAGCUGAGUGCAGACCUCCAGCUGCCAGGAGCUAUGAGGAGGAAAAAUAAUCAUUACAAGUAGAGAGAGAAACUCACCAGAAGUUUGUGAUGUCUGAAAACCAGAGCACGUCACCAUAUAAAUAUUUAUGGUUCAUCCUGACGUCAUGCAGAGGGUGCUAAGUUCAAAUGCUGAAAUCAGAGGGAUUUAACUAUUUUGACAUGCUCUAGAUGUGUAAAUGGGAAAUUUUUACUUUUUUCCUCACCAGCAGUGGAAAAACACAGAUAUGGAAAUAAGUCAAAAUACAAAGUAAUACGGUACAACAUGUGUGGACAGCUACCGUGUUGACAUUGCAGAGACUAAUAAGAGUUAUUUAAAUAACAUGCCAUAAUAAAAGGCAAAAAUUACCUGUUCAACAAAAACUCUGCUGUCUCGGUGUCUGUUUUCAGGCCCAAAUUCUGGCUGAGCUUUCUCCACCGCUCAAAGGAUGACCCGAGGUUUAUUCCUCGCUUGGUCACAUUUCCUCUUCGUCGCUGCCCUUUCUUCCAUCGGCUCGCGUUUUCUUAGCACUUUUGGCUGUGGGGCAAGCAGAACUUUUAUUUAUUUCAUUUAUUUUUACUUUUAGCUGCUCAGAGCUCCGGGGAGGGCCGCGACAGUGGGAGGGGAUCAGUUGGAAACGUGGGAGAGGGGUGUGUCAAAUACAGCGAGGUGAUUGGAUGAAGAGGUAGAGCAGAAGAUUUACCAAUAGAAGCUGUCCAGGACGGAUGGCUCCCAUUGGUCAGUGUUUUUGCAGCCCUGCUAGGGUGAACAGAUUAGAUAGGACAGAACAGAUAGGACCAUGAUCGCCAUAUAAACGAGGUUCAAUAAUUACCAAUCUCUCCAAUUGUCAACCAUGCCUCUAAUGGAUAGUUUAGAUGACAUGAUAGGAAAAGCAUCAAUUCCUGAUUUCGGUGUUUCGUGAAAAACAGUAAUGGUAGCUAGCUUACUGUUACAUUAUCUAAGAGUUAAGAGUUUUUGUGUUAAUAUUUAGUGCUGUUUAGUAGAAACUCAAAUGUUGCAGAUAGUGGUAUUUUUAACUGUUUCCAACCUUCUGCCAUGAUAAUGAGACAGAGAGAGACAGAGGUGGUGAAAGUAACUCAACAUGGUGAGCACUCCAGGAUAACCUGCACCAGUACAUUACACAUGUCCCAAAAUCCCAGAAAUACCGAGAGCAAUUCGGCUUUAAAAUUCGGAUAAUGACGGAAGGCGGAGCCAAGUUGUCCAUGAUAUAUACCAUCUAUGAUAUAGAGAUGACAUAGUUGACGUAGUUGCCUUUCAUUUUUGACAUCUUAACCGUGCAACACUGAAGCUAAAUUGAGUGUCAAAGAAAGUGGACCUGGAUUUUGAGUAGGAGUACAUGCUUAUAUACAGUAUAUCACUCCUGUUGUUAUGUCACCACAGGAGCCAAUUCAAAUCCCCAAUUCGAAGCCAUGUUUUUUACGUGGGCCAUAGAGACAACUUUUACAUUAUGUUGCUGGGCUGUAUGGUGACUCGAGUAUAUAUGUAUAUACAGUAUAUAUAUAUAAGUGGUAGCUUUAAUGGUUUAUCAAACCUGUUGUUGUUGUUAAUGCAUAAAAUUAAGUUUAGAGAAGUAAACUGUAUCUUAACCGCGAACACAAUUUCUUUUAAAAGAAUUCAUGAAUUGAUUAACCAAUAUGAUGUGUACCCUUACUCAUUAAAAAGGCUGGUUUAUACAGCAAAGCAGAAAAAUACAGGACUGUAAGUCUAGAAGAAUCAACUACAACUUCUCAAAUGGACCAUAUGUUUGCUUACAGCCAGCCUUGUCAACAUUCCUCACUCUCAGGGGUACUACACACCAGAAUAUCACCCAGGGUUCGUGAGCCACAAGUACCAAUCCACUCAGCACCUCUUCAAUGCAUUAAUAUGUCUGCCAUAAGGAAUUGAUGUCAACUGAGCAUCUGCUUUGUCUGUCCACUUCAAGUCUAAAGAGGGACUGAGACUCUUGAAAUAAAUGGUUGUCUACUGAGCAGUAAUGGUGACGUUUUCAACUGUUCUCCCACUUGCUCCUUCAAACCUCGAUCUGUAUGCAGACAGGGCGGUCAUUAAUUGUUGCAAACUUUGUUAAAAUCCCUUCGGACCAGGACAAAGUGCAUCUGGACUUGCAAAAGUCAAUAGUACAUGUGAAAGAGGCAGGCAUAAUUGCAAUGUGAGUGUCACUGUAUUGAUGCAAAGUGUUUUAAUUGCUUUUUGGAUUAAGUGAGGAAAUUUUUAACAAACUCAAGGGUCAUGAUGCCAGACAGAGCAAUUAGGCCCAUCUUUCUUCAUUUGGCAUCUUCAAUACUAUGAUAUCUCUGGCUUUUGCUUCUGGCUCAGCCUGAAAACUAAGUCAUCAGUGUAGCUUUUUUUUUUCCAGGCCACUUUCAAAGCCUGGCAUUGCACCCUUUUAUUGCAAUAAACAGUUCUUCCAACACCUCGAACUUAAAAAAUGUUCUCUGUCUGCUACUGUGCGCUAAGCUUGGGGCUAAUAGGGAGAACGAUUAGUAGGUGCAUAUCUGAUUGUCUCGGGGAGCGUGGGCUGCAGCUCAUCUUUCAAACUCGGGGUUUGCAUUUGUUUUCUCUGCUCUGAACCAUGCCACAUCCCAAGGGAGCAUUUUAGAACAUGGAGGCACAGAGAGUGACAAAUUACCAUUUUCUCUUGUUUGUAUGCACAAUGGAACUUCAAUUACUUAAUGCUGAUCUUAUGCAAACCAAAGAGUAUGCUCCCCUCAAAGAUACCGAGUGUUUGUCUCUAGUCUGUAUGGAGGGGGCUGAAAAGAAAUAUUAAGAGUCCAUAAGUUGAAACUGAAAAAUAUGAAUAUCAAGAAGUAUCUUCACACUCAUACCAAAUCUCAGAGCUUGCAGGCUGAAAGGAAAGUGGCAAAGUGCUGCAGAAGCCUUGUACUCAUAUACAGUAUGGCUUUUCAUUUUAGUAAACGCAGAAUAUUUGCAUUAUAUUUUCCACAGCACUUGCAAAUCUCAACAUCUACUCAAUAGAGUGUCAUGGAUUUGCUGCAGAUAUUCAGUUUGUGUUGUGUCCCGUGAGGACGAGUCUCAAUCCCUCUGGCGAUUCUCCACCAACAGGUCUGCGUUUGUAUGCUUCAAUUAAAUAGAUUGACAUUUGUUUGAAUUCUUGGUAGAUGUUCAUGUCCUCCAGGUGACGAUCUGAGAUCAUUUAUAAUCCCAUCAGUCAAUUCGGUAUUUCUUUUUUUAGCCUAUUUAAUUGCCAAACAAAUCAGCCUCUGGUGUACUUUGUCCCUGUUGCUACUCAGUAAACAUCAGAGUGCUGAAAAUCUAUACUAAUGCCACGAUCAGUCUAUACAAGUUUUGGUCUUUUAUUAUGGUUACUGCACAAAAUGUUUCCCACUAAUUUGAACUGUGGGCAUGCUAACUACAGAAAAUAAGGAUUCAGAUGAAAAUAGAAUGAAAUUUUCACAUUUCAGAAAGUAAAAGAAAGAGAGAUUUUAGAGUUUUUUAGUUUUUAGAGCUACUAGAGCUAACUUUUGUUUUUGCAGGUUUUGUAGACAAGGUGAAACUUUUUAGUUAUGUAUGAAUAUUUUCUUUUCUGUGCAAAUGUGAGUUCUGUUUUUUGGCCAAAAAAAAAAAAAAAAAUCUCACCCAGCUGUAUUUUCACACACUUUAUUUUCAUGAAUCUUUGCUUUGAAAAGUAUAAAAGAGAAAGAAGUUCUGAAAGUGUUUUGUUUCAAACUUGUGCACAUCAGUGUUUACAGGCCUUAAAAGUAACUGUAUAGAAAUGACCAGUCGUUAAAUUUGUGUGGUCUCUUUCGCUUUAGUAGGUUAUAUGAAGACAUCAGUAUUGAUUUAAGUCUGUUUCAUAACCAGCCAAAAACUCCUCACAGGAGCUUUAAGUGCCCAUAUGCUUUCUGUUACAUCUCUGCACUUCAGCCACAAGAAUAUAACUUCCCCUUGUGCUCCAGUGAUCUGGAACAAAACAUAGUCCUUAUUCAGAGCUGUGAUGUUUUUAAGUGGUUAUUUGAAGCAAUUGGCGCUUCAGCAGUCUUAGUUUAUCAAAUCAAGCAGGUUUCCUUCCUUUUGUCUUCCCAGACAAUUUUCCUGCUCUGGGCUGCAGCGGGGAGAUAGAAACGCAGAGGAGAUUUUUUUGAUAAAAAGGCUUCAACAACUUGAUACGUCUAGUCAAAGCAUAAAACUUUAGCUUCAACAAAAAUUCAAAGCUUGCUAUGGCAUAGGGAAUAGACUGACUUUCCUUCCCUGUCUCCAUUAUUCAAAGUGAACUUUUAAAGGGAUCUUUUUAACAGCUGCUUAUAACAGAGAGAAGGGUUUCAGUAAGCAAGACCUAUUUGAAUGUUCAUAUGGGCAUCUGGCUGCAUAAAGAAUCAUUCUGUGUUCAUUAGGAUCAAUCAGAAGAAUUGCAUUAAACACUAAUAAAAAGAUAAGCUCUGUUAGUCCUGUCAUAUACUGCAGUUAUGGUUAUUGGCAACUAUACAUGAGUCCAUUUUGCAUUUAGCUACAGAUUAAUUCAGCUUAUUUACCUUGAACAUUUACCACAGCAGUGAUAUAUGUAUGCUAUACAUGUACGGUAUGUAUGAUUACAAACUACCUCCGACACCACUCAGCAUCACGCAGGCCAUGUACAGCCAGCAUUAUUGUCUAGCUGUAGUUCCAAAUAAAGGGAAGUGAUUAUAAUUGAUUAAUCAUUUAGCCCUGGGGUGUCACAAAGAGGUAAUUUAGAUAGCUUAAUUAAUAUAAGAUUAAUUGCUUUUGCACGCCUGAGUCAAGGUUAAAGUGUUAUUUAAUAAUUUGUAUUUGAGAACCCCCUACCUUAGUUGUUCCCUUUUCCUCUCUCUCUUUGUCAUCUUUACUAGGUCACAUAAAUCAGAAUGCAUACAUACUUCCACACAGCAAGUUGGGGUGAUUUUCCUUAUUGAACACCACCUUUUACAGAUAUCACUGUUACAGAAUUAAAUUAUGUAGGAACCAUUAUGGUAGAGGGUGGAAUCAAUAAGCAGUCACAAAGUGCUUUCCUUUUAGCUACUCUUGCUUUCAGACAUCUUACAUGGUUUAGUGUGCAGACCCAGAACUGAUAUUGUGCAGUCUAAGGAAAGGCUGUAGUUCUCCAGCCGGACCCCACACCUUCUCAUUUAAUUGAGCAUUUAGGGGAAUCAUAUAAUUCUAAAAUCUGUGCUCAGUUGAUUUGUUUUAUUCAUCUGGUUUAUAUGAUAAAUACAACAGAUAAAUCCCACCCUCAAAAAAGCAUUGUUGUUAAUUUCAGGAGCUGUUCCUGUUGCAGCUGUUAUUGUCACAGAGUGUGAGCAGAACUGAUUGCAACUUCCCCCUGCAAUUUCAUAAUAAAUUUGUCCAUGGGAAUUUUUGGACUUGAUCGGGUAGAGGGCACAAACCUACCAUUUUGUUCGCUUGCUAGCUUGUUCUGCACAGUCCUAUUUUGGGAGGAGUAUCCAACCAGUGAAUAGAUACAUGGUGAUAAAGUGGAAGUGGCAGUCAAAGACACAAACCUCUAAUGGUUGGUUCAACCAAAGUUUGAUUACACUCUAAGAUAAAAUAAAGGUAAGGUCCAAGUAAUUCAGUCUCAAUCACUUCCAGGGGAAAAGAUAGAGUGCUUACCCUCUGCAUAUGCUCACUGUUUCAAUUCAAAUUUGUCUGAGUCCUUCCUCUCCUGUAAUCUCCUGAAUUAAUCUUACACAUUGUCUCAACUUUCUCUGAUUGGAUUUGUAUUGUAUUUUUAACCUUCCUUGGCUGUCUGACAUUUGUGCCACAAUUUAGCAGAACCAAAAGUCACCUUAGUUCUGUUUCAUUCCUUUUAAACAAUCCAUUUCUUGAGUGUUUGCUCCGAAGGACGAGGAAACCCCAUUUAAGCACAGGCAAAGCUGUUAAUUUCUGAGAGGGGUCUGGCUGCAGACCUCUACUAAGAGGACUCAAAGUUGUUUGAAACCUUUCAAAAUAAAAGCAAUUAGACCUAGAAGUUCAUAUUUGUUUUCUCGUGUGAAUAUAAUUUUUGGGGGGGGCUUUAUUUUAUGAAUAUGAUUUUUUGUGUGACCACUUAAAACAAACUGGAGCGCGUGAGAAAAAACCUCGGGUCCUCUCAGUGGAGGUCUGCAGCUAGACUGGCUUGUACUUUUUACAGCAUGUUUACAGCCUGCGAAGAAAAACAGUUUUGGUCUCAUUAGUUCGUCUCUUUAUUUGUUAAAACUCUACAGGGGAGAGUUUUUUAUAACUUGUCUGUUUAUGAGUGAAAUGGAUAAUGAGGUUUAAUUAGGAGCCUGGCUGUUUAGACUGGCAGGCGGAUGUGUUGAAGCAAAGUACCAGAGGACUGGCUACAUCCUUUUUACUAGUUUCUAGUUUAGUUAGUCUGAGUCAACUUUUCCACUUCCGCUUUCUACAAGACUACCAGUUUGAAUCUGAUGGACCCUUACAUUCACAUUUGGUCCUGACUUGCAAAACCUACUUUUCAAACAACCUCUUCAUAGUUGUAGCCGGACCUCUUCAGUCCCAGGAUUUUCAAGGACCUCUUUUCAUCUCAGCACACUACUGUAGGAAAAUCCAUGAGAAAAUGUGAGAUAAAAGUGAACUCUCUGAUCGCUUCCUCUGUUAUUUUAUCUCCAUUUAAUUUAAUUCAUUGUUUGACUACCACAUGCAUGUUAUUAGACACGCUGCAAGGCUCUCUGGCCUUUCCAGCAAAAGAACCAAGUUGGACUGCUGCAAGUAUCUCAUGCCCUUAGAUGUUAUUUCACAUCCAGCUGUGUUUCUGACACAAACUCAGCUGCACAUUUAUUGCCACAGCAGUUAUGAGAAAGAAGUUCUGUCAAUACACGUUAGUGCUUUUGAAGCUCUGAUCAUCACACCGUUAGAGCGGAGCAGACAAAUGAGAGAGUCUGGCUGAUGCAACGGCUUGAAAAUGUGGUGUCUUUCUAACAUCAUGUUUCUAUAGAAAUUAAGUUUCACUACAUGAAAUACAAGGUGCACAGGUUAACUAUUUUAGGAAAAAGCACUGGAACAAGAUCAUUCAAGGGUGCAUGCAUUGUCAUUUCAAAACAUGAGAGUCAUGCAGAUAUCCUUGCCCAUGAUCUGCAGCUUAUUCAUAUUGACAGCAUAGCGUCUUCAUACAUAUUGAUGAAUGGUAAAUUGUUUUUAUAACUCUAUUAUUUUGGUAGUCCACUGCUGCGUUCCAGUUACCUAGGAAGUUAGAUGUCGGAGCUGGGAAUGACGUUACACCAGAGUUGACGGCAUUCCAGUAAACAAGUCGGAAAACCAAGAUGGUUGCCUACAGUUAGCUGUUGUUAGCUGUUGUUUACGAUGGUCAGCAGUCAUUAGCCCUUGUCAGUCGUUGUUAGCCAUUGUCAGCUGUUGUUAUUUACUGUUAGCUAUACCAGUUGUAAACAACGCACAACACAGUAUUUUACUGUACAAACCCCAUAGCAACGUGUUCACAGUUGGACGUUGGACAGCACAACAUAAACCACUUAUUUAAUUUCACAAAACCAAACAGAAGUGCUCAUAAAUAAUACAUUACAAGAGCUUUAACUGUUACCCUUUACUGUUGAUGCACUGCGCUGCGAGGUUGGCGAGGUUUGUCCGACUUUCUGAGUUGGAAAGCCGAACUUCAGGCGGGCGUUCCAGAUGAAUUUCUGACUCAGAGCUCGGAAAUCCUAACUUUCGAGUACAACUUGAACGCAGCAUUAUUCUUUUGCUGACACCAUGGCAACAUGCCAGCAACCACUGCAAUCUAUCAGUUACAGUCAAUCAUUUAUACCAAUUCACAUAUUAACUUGUCUUUAAAGAUUAGUAUGGCUGCUCAUUAUAUUUGGAUCAUUUUUGAUAUUUGGCUCAGCUGGUUGUGGCACAUGGUUGUCUGGUCUUGCUAAAGGUUUCUGCCACUUGAGGUGUGGUAUUAAAAUAUGAUUGCUUGUUGAUAACAGUAUCUUCAGAUUUUGGUAUGACAGACCAAUUGUUGGCGUACAAUAUCCAAUAGAAACAUGGCAUAAAAAUGCUGCAGGGGUUCAGACUAAAGGCUCCAUGAGUUGGAACUACAUCUGUUCAACUAAUAAAUGAAACUGUUCUCAUAUGUCAUUGUUAAGGAACUGAUAGUGUGAAGUGAUGUGUUUCAGUUUUACCCAUAUUUCUUCUCAUGUCUUUACAGUGGGAUGCCAUCACAGAGAUGGACGAGCAGAACCGGCCCAUUCACACCUUCCAGGUUUGCCAUGUAAUGGAGCCGAACCAGAAUAACUGGCUGCGGUCAGGAUGGAUCCAGCGGCAGGCUGCACAGAGAGUGUGUACUAUAACACAUCACUUCCUUAGACACACACACUCAACUUGCUAAGAAACCUUGGCCUGAUAUUGUGAUCAAAUGGAGUAGUGUUGAAGCAGAGUGCAGUGGUGACAUUGACUCAAGGUUGGGGAAGUGUUGAAGUAACAGGAGGGAAUUAAAACUCUCGUAUCAGAAGAAGUAGAUAAGGACGGCGGCUGUUUAGGAAUGUGCCAAAAAUCUUUUUAGCCAUAUGCCAUCUUACUUUCAUCUUUAUCAUCAAUUUUUAUGAAUCCAUUAAGAGUCGUGAUUGCACUUAACGCAUUUUAUACCAUGUGAGCUAAAAGCCUGCCAUUUUCCUGUGUUGAAAUCACCAUGUUAGGAGGAUUUAUCCCAAAGACAGAUUCAACUUUAUUUCCUUGCAGUAAGGCAACAUGCAGAAACGCCUUCAAAAUGUUCACAGCGCUGUUUGUUAAAUGUAUAAUGAGCUCAUAUUUGUUUAUAAUUUAUGAAUACUCCCACUCAGGUAUACGUGGAGCUGCGUUUCACACUCAGAGAUUGCAACUCUAUUCCCUGGGUGUCUGGUACCUGUAAGGAAACCUUCAACCUUUUCUACCUUCAGACUGAGGAGCCGCUCUCUGCAGGGACAAGGUUUCGGCCCUCUGAUUAUGCUAAGGUUGGUUUUUGAGCUUCUGUUGUAAAGAAGGAACUGCAUUAAGCGCUAAUCAGUUUGCUCAACAAUGAACUGAGCUAAUGAAGAGCUUGUUUUUGGCUUCAGGUGGACACAAUAGCAGCAGAUGAGAGUUUCACACAAACCGAUCUUGGAGAUCGUGUUCUUCGCCUCAAUACUGAGGUCAGAGAGGUGGGACCGGUGACGCUGAAGGGUUUCUACUUGGCGUUCCAGGAUGUGGGAGCGUGUAUCGCUCUCGUAUCAGUGAGGGUCAGUUAAUGGAUGGUCUGUCUUGUGUCUAAAGACCUUGUUCUUGAUUUUUUUCAGAGAACUGGCAGCGCAUCAACUUCUGACUUUUUUUUUCUUUUCAUACCAACAAGGUCUUCUACAAGCGCUGCCCAUCCACUCUGAGAAAUCUGGCGGCAUUUCCAGAUACGGUGCCGCAUAUGGAUUCAUCAUCUUUAGUAGAAGUGAGGGGUGCCUGUGUGGAGAACGCAGAGGAGCGGGACACACCCAAACUGUACUGCGGUGCUGAUGGAGACUGGCUGGUGCCACUUGGCCGCUGCGUCUGUAGUAUCGGACACGAAGAAAUGGACGGGAACUGCCCCGGUGAGAAGUAGUUUUGUAUGUUCUUGUCUGUGUGUGUUUUUCCUCUUGAGCAACAGUGUGCAAAAGCUGCAUAGACAAAGAGGGAAACAAAUAAAGAGGAAAACAGGGAGAGGAGAAGAAGAGAAAGCAUUGCAUCACAUUAAGAGAUCUCUAGGGCCUCUCCAGUCAUCUGCAGGACUUUGAGUUCACAGGACUGCUAUCCCCCCCCCCCUCCCGCUCUGAGAUCCUGCAUCCUUGUCUGAUCCUCUCCGUCCACAUCUCUCUUCAUCUCUUCACAGCUCCACCUCCCCUCCUCAGCUUCUCCUCUCUCUUGUCCACUUUGUUUACGCUCCACUUACAACCUCCACCGGUUUUUCUCCUCCAUGUCUCUUUAUUUGCUCUCUUUUCAUUCAUCUCUCCUCUCUCCGUGCCUUGCCGUCUCUUGCAGCCAUUCUUCUCUUCUACCAGAUUCGACACAAUGUGAAAGCGCAGACCUAGAAUUUGUUGACAUUUUAAUAUCGUAGUAUUAGUAUUUUCUUCCUUGAACUCUCUUGACUCUAUAAUUAAUGUGUAGAGAUCGGAAAAGUACUUCUGUUAUGUCACGUUUAAAGAUAUAAUAAACACUAUGCUGCUGCAGAUAAAUGCAACAAAUGCAAACUUUGAUAAAUACUGCACACACAAAGCGUCCUUGUAAGGCUUUUUAGGAUGCCUCCCCUCUAAUUAGUUGUAUCAGCACUACCUAAAUGUGGCCUAUUGUCAGCAGAACAGAUAAAGUUAAAGCAACGGUUGUUUCAGAUAGUCGUUGCCCUGGUUUCUCAAUUAGACUGCGCCAACGGAGUGGGGGCUAGCUCGCUAAUUGCCUUCAUUUGUUAGUUUCACAGCUAAUUUAGCCUGCACCUAGCAUUAUCUAAAACUCCCUCAACCCUCUCUUUCAGAGACUUUCUCUUGUAAUUAAAGCAGGUGCUAAAUUGAGCCACACUGCAUGAUUACAAUUGAAGUGUUACUCGCUGCAUUUUGCAGACAUACAGAUGUCUCAGCUGGUAGGGGUGAAAUUCAUGUAGUACCCCUGUGGUGAUGUGGUUACUCAGCUUAUUACAGAGAGAACUCCAGCAGUCAUUAGCACAGCUGAUAUGUAGGACAGGCUAUAAAAUCGUCUUUAUUUGCUCCUCGGGUGUAAUACUUCUUUUUAUCUUCUCCUCUUUUAUCUGCUUUUUAUUUAUCUUUUCUCUCUCCUGCACUCAAUCAUCUCAAAGACGUGGUUAAACAAUAGAGAGUCCUGUCAGGGGGGAUUACUGAUGAGACAGGCAGCUUAUAGGAGCAGCACUCUGAUGGUGUCCCCUGUAUAUGUCCUACACAUAUACUUUCCCUAUCCCCUCAUCAGUAGAUGGUCCUUUGCUUCUCUUGAUUGUACUCUCCCUUCAUUGGUAUUCAGGGAUCUCGGCAGCAGCUCAAAUAAAUAAAACAGUUAUUUUUUGGUAACCGUGUAUAGUACUUGGAUCACUUAGUGACAUAUGGGAAAGUGCUAGUCACUUUUUUCAUAAAUGCAAUCAAUUUCUAAGAACAAAAUGCUGUUUUGAGUUCACUGAGCUCAAGUAUCAGAAACAAUACGGAGGGUCAGGCACGUUGUCGGUCCUGGAUAACCUCUACUUUUUACAGCCUUCGUAGAAAGCAGAAAUAAAGUAAUGUUGGUUCAAAGGUUGAUGAACAGUUUGUAGGUGGAAGCAGAAAACCCGCUACAAUAGGGAUGUCAUCCCUCUGGGAGAUCAUGAGAUAAUAAAGGAGGGUUGUUGGAGGUUGCAUAUUUUAUCCAUUAUUAUAGGAAUAUUUUUUUAAAAGUUGUCUAGUUCUAAAUAACACCAUGCAAAUGCAAAUUUCGUCUGUUCGUUCUGUUCUUUGUUGACCCCCUGAAGUGAUCGUGACAGAUUCACAAAGGCAUCAGUAGCAGCAGGUUUAUUCACUCACAGCAGCAGAGGUAACAGUGAUAUGAGCACAAACUCUAGAUAAGCUAAUUUUCUGCAGACUAGAAGACUCCCCUGUGUGUUCAUUUCUUUAAAAGUGUGAUCACUCUAACUGUCUAAAGAUGAAGAUUCCUGUAUUCUGUCAAUAGAUUACUUGCCUCUAGCCUCAUGAGUCUCUGGCUCCGUGAUUUUGGGGGUCAGGGGCUGCAAAGUAAUACUAACCCCCUGGUGUAGUCAAUCAAUCAAUCAAUCAAAUUUUAUUUAUAUAGCGCCAAUUCACAACAGUCGUCAUCUCAAGACGCUUUUCAAGGAACAAGAGCAGGUCUGGACCGCGCUCAUUGUUUGAUGAUCAAGAACCAACCUAAGAUGGGUUUUGGCCCAUCUCAACUAACAUGAGUAGCAGUGGCAAGGAAAAACUUCCUUUUAACAGGCAGAAACCUUGGGCAGGACCAGACUCAUGCUAGUCGAUGGAGCCUGCCAUGAUACUCUUGUACGGAAGCUUUUACUGGACAAACCAGGGAGCAUUUUGAGAUUUCCCUGUUUCUCUAAGCUGUCUUGCAUGUUUGGAUCUGGUGGAGAACACUUUAGCAUAUUAGACAGUCUCCAUUAUCGUGAUAAAAUAGUGGCCUAUCUUUGGGACGAUUAAGACAUAAAAACUCUUAAAAGACAGCAAAUCCUCACAUUUAAAACAUACUACUUUGUCUAGUCUUCAGAUGUGCCUAUCAUGUCCCAGUCAGUACGUUUACAUGACACUCAAGAAAACCGAAUUAUUGCCUCACUCCGAUUGAGAUCGGACAACUAAAGUGCAUGUAAACACCUUAGUCCGACUAUAAUCGGAGUUUGAGAACUCUGAUUAAGACACCCAGUUAAUGUGAUUGGAAUUAGAUUUUCUCUACUAUGUAACCAGCGUAGUCGGAGUAUAAUUGAACAAUGCGUGUGCACAUGCGCCACGCCCCCGUAACCUCGGAACAAAAACACCAGAGAGGAGGAGUAGCGUGCACCUCAUCUGCAGAAAAAGUAGCGCGUACAUCAUGUACGACAAAAACAACGCUGCACGAUGCUUGAAAAUGCCCUGCAGCAGUUUUAGCCACUUCUGACACAGACCUGCUGUUGUUGUUGACAGUUGUAUGGGGUCAACCAGAAAAAAGAUCCAUAUCACACCCUAGGAGAGAAGUCCUAUUUGUUGAAAAAAACGAAUUAUGAGCUCAGUCCGAUCAAGCUGUGCAUGUAAACCCACUGAGUGUUCAUUCCAUUCUGGGCAAACCGGCAUCAAACCAUCAUUUAUCUGCUCUGAGUCUGGAGGAAAGCAAGCAAAAUUCCCCAAACUCUGCAGAUAAAGUGUGGUGUUUUAUUGUUUGACUGUGAGGACAGUGAGGUUCAGAAAUGUCAAGUAAGAUCUAUCAGAGGUGAUUCGCUGUGGAAUUUGCAAACGGCGCCUCUGCACUUGUUAACAAUGGGUUUGGAGAGGAGAAGUGAUCAAUAUCAACAACACAUUACGGCUUUAUAAUUAUUAAUUCAUGGCUUAAAUGAUUUAUGGCCAAUUAUUUUGCUCAUCAAUAUUUCCGUUGGGCCUCGCAGAGCUUGUGCGGUGAUAAAGAUGUGCACUUGGCAAGUAUAGUUGCAGGAAGUUUAGGCGUGAACUUGCGAUGACUUCUGCUUUCUCCUCGUUUUCAUUUUGGAACACUGCUUCAAAGGGUACUGUGAUCAAAGCUGUCUGAGAGGCAGCAUGGGGAAAGAGCAAAAGAGGGAGAGAGAGAGAGAGGAGAGAGAGAGAGAGAGAGAUGGAGAGAGAGAAAAGGGAAAACCCCAAUGCUCUCCAAUAGAGGCAGAGCUCUGCGCUAACACGUCCAUCUUUCCCUCCCAGCUGCCUAAACAAAGGCAUCAGCGCUUAUCAAACCCCGCUUUCCACCCCAAUAGCAUUCUGCCAGACUGUUUUGACAUCUCAAUCGAGUGCUUUAUUAUUCUAUUCCUUUCAUUCGGUGUCAGCCACAAGAGGAUUACUCAGAGAUAGGCUGGUUAUAUCAUGACCUAGAUAAGGCAACAUCAUAGCCCUAAUGCUAUUUGUUCCACAUCCUUUCGUCACACCAUCAAAUUCAAAAAGAAUGCGGGGAAUUGUGGAAGAAGCUAACAGAGACGUCACGUUGAGUUUCGUUCGAGUCUGAAUAGAAAGGCAGACAAGAGCCGAAGACCACCAGAUGGAUAAGUGAUCACAUUCUGUGCCAAAAAAAUACUUCAGUAUUCAAAUAUUUUCGAUUUGACGAAAACUUUCAAAUGAAUUGCAGCUACCACCUGCUGGGAUUUUUGGAGCAUCCUUUUUUUUUUUCUACAGAUGAAUAGAGAGGCAGCAAAUAAAGAGAUCUUCUGUAUAACACAGUAAAAUACAUCAUUGUUUUCUUCACUUCUCUUUUUCCCACGGGUCUUUGGGUGAUAGAGAUCAGCAGAAAUUGACAUUGUGUAGCUUUUUCCCUCCUGUGACCUCUGCCGUGUCGGGACACAGGAUUGAUCCUCCGGGAUAAGUUCAGACUUUUUCCUUGAAUGGAGGUAAAUUGGAAUAGGAAAUGAGAGAAUCAAUACAUCGUUCUCGGUUGUAUUGAAGCCACUGUGCCCCUCUUGUGUCCAUAAAGGAGUGUGUGUUUACUCCGGCCUCUAACACAGCUCAGCCAGACUAGAGCAUCACUCAUUCUCUGUGAACUUCCCAUCUGCAUAUCAAAGCUGAGAGUCCAGGGUAAACACAGUCUCUGCCUCCAUCUGUUUCUGACAACGUAAAGCCAAGAGAAAACUUCCAACACACCCAAACAACUCCAAAUCUCUUAGCUGGGAUGUCAUAACUCUUCUGCAACUGUUCAGUUUCUCCUGAAGGUCAACUUAUGAAUCAUGUAUUUUUAAUGCUAGGUAAGAAAUUUAUACAGGAGUGUUGUUUUAUUCGUUUGAAUACUUGUCAAUUUUAACAGCGGUCAGUACAUGAAAUGAUCUGAAUAGAAUAACUGGAUAGUUUACCAGCCUGCCUGGUCAUUUUCACAGCUUCGUCUCAGUUUCAAACAGACUGUCACUGACCUCACCUAUAGACGGGUUUCUGUGCAAUGUCGUCGCAGGUAUGUGCGCGCAGCCAGGGGGCAAAAAGUGGGACAUUUCUUAUUUGUUUACUAACAGAGUCAACGAGGAAGAAAAUGACAAGGAGCUGUUGUGCCGUAAACUGUCACGAAUUGGCAAAAGGAUGGAUGGAAACUAUUCAGCAUUCCUAGGGGAUCUGAUCCUUUUGCCAAGAGAAGAAGAUUGUGUCAUCGUAAGGUUUUGCCUUUACUCCCUGUCUCUGGCUGGGCAGGACGCAAUAUUUUUUUUUUGUCCUGCCCUCCUUCGCCUCUGAUUGGCUAGAAGUGCUGGGCUCCGAUUGGUUAUUCCUUAUGGCUGUGAAACGUCACCGUCUGUCGGGUUAGCGUUAGGGUUAAGGUAAGGGUUAGGAUUGGGGUAAGGGUUAUGAGAUUCAGAAGUGCGAUAAUGUUCUGUAAUGUUCUGUUUGAUGUACAGAGCCGACAGCCUGCGUUCGUAUAAGGAGCUUGUAUAAAUAAUUAUGAGUAUAAGAACUAGUUUAACUUGUAUAAUAAUAAUAAUAAUAACAGGAAUUAGAAGUUUUAUCCAACAAUAGCUUCUACAGGAAACUACAGUUCUGUUCUUCUUCUUCUUUUAUAUAGUGAGGGUAAUACAAGUUAUAAAUAAUUAGAAGAUACAAUUGCUUUUUUAUAUUUAAAUCUAUACUUUUAGAAAAUUUCAAAGCAAAAUUGAAACAAUCAGUGCAGCAGGUUAAAUAUCUCUGGUUUUGGGGCUGUAUAAUGAACAGAACAAGACUUUUCACGACACCGUCUUGGACUUUGAGUAAAAUGAUAAUCAGUGUUUUCUGUCAUCUUUUAUUAUGAAAUGAUUAAUUUAUCAAUCAGAAGUAUAAACACUAAAAUGCAUCUCGUGCUGUUGUUGUCAACAUGCCGGAGCUUCCUGUACAGGUAUUGUUUCUGCAUUAUUGCUUUUGUUUUGUGCCUACAGCAGUGUUUGCUCUGGGUUGAUAUACAUAUUUUGUAGCGGUAUUGUUCCCUCCAUGAAUAAAAAUGCAUUCCAUGACAAAAAGCCCGACAACAGAUAGUGAACAUAUUGGAUCUCAUUAUGUGUGUGUGUGUGUGUUUGUGAGAUGUUUUCAAACUUUUUGAUAGAAAUAGUGGUAGGACUAUUGUAAUUGCUUUUUGGUGGUGAUCUUCUCGCUGUGUAGCGGAGAGCAGGGAGCAGCUGGAAAUUCAAAUGAAUCUGUGUGUUUGUCGCCUUUGGCAGGAGCUCAGCUUAGGAGGAAAGUAAUAUCCAAGUGAAUGAGGGGCCUCAAAAAUUGGAAGCUGGGUGACAAAUUACUCUUCUCAUGAGGAGCUUAGCAGCAGCGUGAUUUUGGGGAGGAUUUCUGUACGUGUGUCAAUCCUCCAUCUCAUCUCUUUUACAUAUCUUUAUACUUACUUCUGUCCACUUAUUCUUACAGACUUUUUUAUUUUAUUUUAUUCCAAAUUUAACAUUAAUCAUGCAUGCCUAAUUCUAGUCUAACCUUACUCUUGUUCUAUAAUCAAAAAUAUCUAAUCGCUUCCUUUUCAGGGUCCUCAUGUUUAUUCAGGGAUCAAUAAAGUUCUUCUUAUCUUAUCUUGUGUUUGUUUACCACUGUUUGUUUUGUAGAUUUACCUUUAAAUCUCCUGUAGGUAAUUUAACAUUGUGACUUGAUAGGAAGAAAAAUGCACAAAUCCGCCUGUUUGUAGAGUCGUCAUCCAGGAUGAAUACACUGUCUUUUUUGGGAGUCCUGUGUUCCAUCAUGCUGUAGGCUCCUCUGGAUUGCUACUAAAGAUGUUUUGCUGCUGUAGCCCUGCCUACUUUCCGGUUGCUUCAACUUUGUGCAUCAAUCUCACCUCUGUCCACCUCUUCAUCUCUAACAGCAGAUGACUGUCUAGCAUGAGUUUGCUUCUGCAAAGUGUUAUACACUCAUGUGGUUGACAAUGGGAUGGAAGUGAGUCUUAUCUAAAAAGUGGGGCUCAGUCUUAUCCCUUUUUUACAUUGGGACUUUAUAAAUAGAGUCUUAAGAAUCUUAGCCCAAAUUUCCACCGCAUCCGGAACGGCUCCGAUCUGGAACGGCAGCAAUUUUCACCAUCCGCCAAUUCCUUCCAGAUCCGAGUUUUGUGGUGGAUUACGGACAGCGGUUAAUGUGACAACUCACAAGAACCUGCAGAUUCACAUGCAAUAAACAUACGUGAUAACAAGUUGUCUCUAUAAACAAACCCACAUAGCCCAACUUCCCAUCCAGCACGGGUUAAUCUGUGCUGAAUUUAUCCGGCUGUCCAGGCGUUCAGAAAAAAUAGAACUCUUGUGAUCAGCUGCGGAGUCCGGCAAUCAGCGGCGAACGGAAAGAAGCCGGUGGAAAUUGGCACAUUACCUUGAAUGGUUACAAUCAGCUACGAUCGGCGGAUAUAACCUUUUCGUACCCGUUCCGGAUGUGGUGGAAAUUAGGGGUUAGACUAGCAAUUGUUUUAAAUCGGUGCAGUAUAAAUAAAGAUGGAUUACCGGAUUGAUUGACUGAGGACUGAAUAAAUUGGCUUUAAAAAAAGGGUGACCAGUAUCCAUAAAAGUUGUUUACCUUAAUAAAAUACGUGCAGUAAUUAUUUGUUUUAGCUUCAUGUUUGUUUUAGAUCUUUCAGUGAUUUUGUGUUUGUUUGUUUGGUAGUUUGAGCUUUGGUUUAGAGGAAAAAUUAUGUUUGUAUGAUGCAACUAUUUUCCUGUGAAAAGACAGUCUUAUUCUAGAUGUAUCAUUGAUUAAAUCCAACUAAUAAAAACAUAAUCAAUAGUAUAAUAGGAUUGAAGUUCAGCAAGUCAAAGGGCAUUUCUAUACAUCUCGGCACAAUGAAUCACUUUUAUUAGACGGAUUUACUACUGAACUGUUGGUACCAAUAUAAAUACACUAGCGAGUCUUUAGCCAGGGGAAAACUUAUGUAACAUUGUUGCCUGAGGUACACUGUCUACUCUUCAUUCUCUUCCAUAGUUCUUCCAUGCUGCAGCUGCAUACAUGUAGAUAUAACAGAUGUUGCAACAGUUGGUCUGCAUUACAGCCUGGAGGAUGUUGUAAAUCUUGAACUGCUGAACUUAAUCACAGCCUUCAUCAUUUUCCUGACUUGCGUGCUGGGAGUCGUUUCAGUCAGUUAACUUGAUUUUACAAGGAUAACCCGCUCAUGACAAUAAUGCUUUACAAGUAGCAUGGGUACAGUAGUGAAUGCUGGGUAGCAUCUGGGCAUCUUUCAUUCAGAAUGAUCACUAUUAAAUAAAAGGGCCAAUCUCCAAUAGAAGUAAUGUGUUUCAUUGGCGGCAAUAAUUCACUAGACAAUAACAGAUCCAUUUAAUGUGUCUGCAAGGAAAAAAAUAUAUAAACAUGGACAAAAUCUGCAACUCUGUGCUUGUAGAAAAAUAUUAAAAUGCUGAAAUGAUAAAGUCCUGGCUCUCUGCCAUUAAGCCUUCAUUGAAUUUUCCAGUGCAUUCCCCUGCUCUCUAUCAUUGUCUAUCUUAUACCUGGCAUAUUUAUUUGAUAUUUCUGAAAUUAUUAUUCCGCCCACACACAUAUAUUUUCACACAAAUCACUCUGCAAUCCAAUUAUGCCAAGAUUCCCAGAAUAUUACAUCUUUGCACCAUUAGUGCUUUAUUUUUCUCUGCUGAGAUAAGUCUGGGUAAAAGUAGACAGUCUGCAACGGAUCCACCAUCUUCUGAUAAAGGAAAAGACAGGAUGAAAAAAAUUGAGAAAAAAAAUUAAAAACCAAGAAAAGGUGGAAAUAGUGGCAGAGCAAAACAGUUGGAGAGAGAAAAAAAAUUGAGAGAUAAGGGAAGGAGCGUUGGCUGAAUUGAUGGAGGGAAAGAAAAGUGAAGGUAAAAUGGGAGAGAGCUGGAAGAAGUAAUGAGGUAGGAAAGUGAACCGGGGUAAGGUGGAAAAUUAAAGAAUACCUGGGUCAGCAGAAUGGACCAUGUAAGUGGAUGGAGGUUUUAGACUGAAAGCAGGCUGUAAUUGCAUUUUCAUAAUGCAUUAUUUGUAUGUUAAUAGCUCUAUUUUUUUUUCUACCUGCCUGGCAAACAAUGCCAACUUCCCUCUGACUCUAUUGAAGAGAAUCUGAAAGUAGGGACUCUAUUAAAUGUGCUAAUUAAAACAAAUAGACUUGGGAGGGGUUUUUUUUAUUUCUAUUUCUGAAUCAUUUAUAAAGUACACAUAUUCUUUUUCGGGGUAACUUCUUGUUCUUAUGUAUUUUUCUUCUGCAUUGUAAAAAAAAUCACAGUUACAGGUAUUCUUGCUCCAGAUAGUCGGUGAAGCUUCAUGUGAUAAAAGCUAUUGAUAUCAGUUUUUACUCUGUUGCCACUGUAGUUUUCUAAAUACGCUAUUGGCAUGCUUUUAUACAAAAACAAGUAUUACUUUUCAGUCAUCACACAAAUUGCUGAAUUGUUUGGAAUUUGCCAUAAAAUCGGUUAUUUUUAGAGACUUUAACCUGUACGAUGUAAAACAGUUGAGAGCUGUGUUGUGUCCUGCGUAGGCUGGAUGGUUCAAAUCGAAUUAAGACGAUCUAACCUUUGGUUACUUGCGUUAUUACAUCACUAAACUGAUGAUGGCGUCAUGUAGCAACACUUUUGUCACUAAGGUAGCGAACCAGCUAGCAUAGUUAGCUUAACACAUUUAAGAGGUAAUGCCAGAUUCCAAUGCUUCCGUCAUUUAAAGCAUUUGUAAAGCUUGCUACUGAUUUAAAACAAAAAAUUACUACUGUAAAGUGUCGUACACAGCAGUUUGAGAGUUCACUAUCUUGAUUGUAUUGGCAUUAAUGGGGUGAGUGGAGGCCAAAAAUGACUAAUUUAGUUGCCACAUUUGGGGUAGCCAAAUGACACAUUCAACACAUGACAUGUUGGCGUGUGGAGAGCCCAACAAUUUAGGCGUGUCCCAUAUAGGCUGCCCAAGUUCAAUUCCAUCCUGCAACCUCAUUCCCUGCCCUCUACCCUGUUUCUUUAUCCUCUCUGAUCUAUCCGUCAAUUAAUGCCAAAAAAGCCCCAAAACAAAUCUUGUUGUGUUCGUUGUUAGCCACUACUGUUCAUGCUCAUGUUGGCCAAAUUGUUUCCAAAGGAUCAUGAUUUUUUAAGCUCUGCUUUUGGGGCUGUUACCUUGUCUUUAUUUUACAUCAACCUGACUAAAAGAUUAAAGCUUCCACUUGUUCAAACUGGUUUUUGUUGCUCUCAACAUUUUCUCACAAGAUGAUUCAAAACCAUACAGCCAAAUACGUUAACCUCAUAUCAGCAAACUCAAAAGUUUUGAUCCUAUUUUUUAUUUUUAGUGCUUUCUAACAAUUCUAACAUGGUAAUAGAUGCCAAAUGUGUAUAUAGUUUAUAGUUGUGGCUUAGUUAGCCACCUGAGAUCUGGUCCAUUAAGCAAAGAGGUUGCCUCCUACCAGCAUUUAGCAUGUUAGUGUUGUUUGGUGUCCUACCCUCGCUAGCCUAUUGACAGUCCAACCUGUAAUCACUUGGGAACUGCAUGGUCUUGGUGCAAAACAGGACAAACUAGCAUUUAGUGAGAGUUGUGUACAGUCAGCAGUACGGUCAGUGUACAGUCAGCAGCUCUCCAGCCCAGCCCAUGCCUCUUACAUGAUUGGGAUUUUGCACAGGAGGACCAGAAAAAUGACUAUUUGUGUAAAAUUAACACUUUAUCUGAUGCCGAACAGUCACAUUUACUCAACAGUGUCAAGUAUCACAACAUAAACAACCAUCUGCUGUGCGGCCUGUUUACAUCCAUCCAUUUUCUACUGCUUAUCCUGUCGUUGGGUCUCGGGGGGCUGGAGCCUAUCUCAGCAUCUUGGAGCGAAGACAGGGGACACCCUGGACAAGUCGUAUGGAGACGAACAACCAUCCACAUUUACAGACAAUUUGAAAAUGACCAAUUAACCUACCCCCACUUCUGCAUGUUUUUGGGAUGUGGGAGGAAACCAGAGGACCCAGAGUAAACCAACACAGACACAGGGAGAACAUGCAAACUCCACACAGAAACACCCUGACUAGGAUUCGAACCUAGGACCUUCUUGCUGUUAGGCGACAGUGCUAACCACUACCCCGCUGUGCCGCCCGCAGUCUGAAAACCUGCUGAUAUGAGGACAGCCUGCCUUCAUUAACCUGGUGUGGACAGUUUGUACGAGUGGACCAUGUAUUAAAUAUGUAUCUACAUGAUCUAUGUAUGGUUUGGAUAAUAGGAAGGUCUAUAACAUGAGGAGCUAAUGAGGAGGGGACAGAGAUCCAUAGUACCUCCUGUAUAAGGUCAGAGUACGGGUGAAGAGAGAAGCAGCUGGGGCUUUGAAUUAAUGUUUACACAGUGAAGGAGAUUCAGCUGCGUGAUGAACAUUAACAGUGUGUAACUGGCUUUUUCCUCCACCUCUUCUCUUUUCCAGCAUGUAAGCCAGGCUUCUUCAAAGCCUAUGCGGGGAACACUAAAUGCACAAAGUGUCCUCCACACAGCUCCAGCCAUGACCAGGCCGCCACCAUCUGUCACUGCGACAAAGGCUUCUACAGGGCCAUCAAAGACGCCUCCACCAUGGCUUGCACAAGUGAGUUGAGUAGUUUUCAAAACCAAACUUUUUUUUUCCUGCCAGCUGGGACAUUUUGUUUGCUUGCCUUUAAUUUACUUUAGCCUGUGUGUUAUCAUCUCCCCUUCCAUCUGCUCUCAUUUGAGUGUUAGCAAUGUGGUGAAAGUUAUCUUAAAUAUACUCCUCUGUAACUCUGUAGUUACAAAAAUACCUGACAGUUUUAGCCGUGAGACAGUGAAGAUGCACGGCGUAUUAAAACACUUAAGGCGCUGCAGCAGCUUUACACCCACACACUUAAAGGCAGAUAUUCAUAGAAACACUCUCAGCAUCAGCUACGAUCACACACGGCUAAAUCAGGUAUUGUACGGCUGUGAAUAGGAGAAAAAGGAUCUGCACCUUUUCCUUUUAAGAAAUUGAUAUUCUGGCUGUGGGGAUGUAAUACUGAAGAAGUUGAAAGUCAAACACCCACAUACCUACCAGCACGCGCACACGCACGCACACACACACACAACAAAUUCAGCUCGCCUCACUCGCUGUUUUAAGUCCUUUUAUUGUCAGACUUUUCUGUGCCCUCUCCUCAGCUUCAUCUUCAGGGUCAAGUGAGUGGUAUAUUUGCUGUAACACUUCCCUCUAAUACUAAUUCAGUAACCUGCACAGAAGUCUGUCUAGUGUCAGAAGUUUUAAUGCUAAUUUCAUGAUCAUUUGUGAGCUCUAGAUACUGAGAGAGAAUGGAUUUCCCCGGAGUUUAAAAGCUUUUGAAUCAGGACCAGGAAUCAAAGACCGUGUUUCUUCCUUUCUAUCACACCCCCUUUUACAUGUUCUGCUUUAUUUGAAUGUGUAGAACUUGAAGCUUUUGUUUUUAAAGGGCAAAACGACAAAGAGAUCCGAGAUUUAUCACAAAGACAUCUCUCUAAAUACCUCGUCUCUCUCCUCAGGACCUCCUUCAGCUCCCCGGCACCUGGUUUCACUGAUCAAUGACACGGCUCUCUUCCUGCAGUGGAUGCCUCCCAGCGAUACAGGAGGCAGAAAGGACAUCACCUACAACAUCUUGUGCCAGCGCUGUGAUGGAAGUGACGCUGACACAGGUGUGACACAAUGUGAGCCAUGUGAGCCGGACUUAAGGUUCAUCCCCCGGCCGCUGGGUCUGACAGGCACCUCGGUGGCGAUACUGGAUUUUGCGAUGCACGCCAACUACACCUUCUUUGUGGAGGCUGUGAAUGGUGUCUCUGGGCUUGGCGUGGCCACGCGCUCACUGGCAAAUGUUACUGUCAACACACACCAAGCAGGUGAGUCAGAGGGGUCUUGUUUUCCUUUGGUGCAGUUUUUCCAGUUGUGGUCGAUUAACUGUUUUCAAACCCAAUUCUGUUCAAUCCACCAAACUUUGGGCUGAUUUUUAUAAACUUUAUUCAUUGAUCAGUCUGUCAGUAAGUAAUGUUAGUAAACAAUUAAGAUAAUUCAUUAUUCUUUUAAGUCAUAAAUUAACCAAAAUUAGGAGCUGGUUGUGGGUUCACUUGUAAGUAGGGCUGGACAAUAAAAUGAUAACAAUAUAUAUUUAAAAUUGAUUUCCCUUAAUUUGAAUAUAAAACAUAGUCAAUAUGCUUUUUAAUGGUCUGCAUUCUGCCAUGUUUUGGUAAACUAUACGAAUAUCCAAUGAAAAGGGGAGUUGCUCCGGGUCCACUUCACACUGAACCAAUCGUGUUCAAUUAGAACCAAGUGGCAAACAACUGCGUAGUAGCAGGCUGCAGCUACACGCAACCAUAGCACUUUAACACGUGAAGCCGACAGCACUGUCGGUGAGAAAAAACGAAAUUCAGAUGAAGGUUCAACAGAUGACGACAUCGUCAACAACACUGGCACGAAAACAGCGGUGGUGUGGGGGUACUUUGUUUUUUUGAGGUUGGACAUGAAGCAGAGUAAUUUGCACUGCAAAUUAUGUCGAGUACAUGUUCUCGCAAAGUCUGGGAAUACCUCAAAUCUUUUUCACCACCUGAAGCAGUGCCACGCGCCAGAGCACGCGCAAUGCAAAAGUUGACAAACCCCGAGCAGAACAAGGAGCCCAUAGCGCCUGUGCAGCUGAUACAGCUGACCAUUUAGUCCGCUGUCUAUAGUGCAACGCCUUACGACAAAACAUCAGAGAGACACAAAGACCUCACAGAUGCAGGAGCUUAUUGUAUUGCAAGAGACUCACUACCAAAAAGCACUGUUAAAUUUCAUUUUUUAUAUUGUGUUAUAUAUAUCGAUAUUGACUGAUAUGAAAAAAAUAUCUUGUGAUAAACUUUUUCUUCUAUCACCCAGCCCUACUUGUAAGGACUGUCUCUUUUCCUCAGACAGAAAAAAAAAACUGUACUGAGAGGUUUUUUAAUUUGGCUUUUAGUCCAAUAUUCACCACUGCUUUUAGAUUAACUAUUGACUUUCAGUGACACCCUAAAGAUGAAUGCUGCAAUGUAAACAGCUGCAAGUUUUAGCAGAAAAUUUGACCAUUACGAUAAAUAUUUUUCAUACCUAUAACAGAGCAAAAAAUACUUCAUGGUAAGCUACAAAGAAUUGCAAUGCAUUCAUCAUUUUAAUUCUGCUUGCUUGGCCAAAAUGGCCAUCUGGACUGAAGAGAGUCUUCCCAGAGGACCAUUAAGCCUGAGAGAUGGCAGGGAUCCAAGUUAAACAAUAGAAAAAUAGUUUACAACUUGCAAACCAGCAGGUUGCAGAAACUACAGGGAGCUUUACUUGUUCUUGUGUCAAUGUUGCUUCAACCCAAAAAUACUUCAUGGGAAAACUGACUUACAUGCAUCAGCACUAAUAAUAUUUCAAUCAAUCAAUAAAUCAAUCAGUCUUUAUUCAUAUAGCACUUUUCAUACAAAACCAGUGUAGCACAAAGUGUGUUACAGAGGAAUUAAAAGAUACAAAGAAUACCCUGAUUUACCCCAGCCCAAACCCUCAUUCCGACCCUGUGAUCUAAGAACAGAUACAUGAACUUGAAAAGGGCUCGAUUUCAUAGAGACUGGAAAAUGUGCGCACUGAGGAAAACGCCGUUUUAAAAUUCAAGAUAAGGAAACACUGGAGGUUAGGUUAAAAUCUCAAAACAAAGUAACAUAAAAUCAAAUUUAAGAAAUAAUAACUAAAAUGAAAUAAAAACAGCAGUAAAAGAUAUUAAAAUAAGAGCACCAAAAUAGCUCAACAAAAGAUGACCCUGUCAUUAAAAUUUGAAGAGAUAAAUGCUAAAACACUUAAAGUUAAUGAUAUAAAAAUUAGUUAAAAGCAAGAGUAAAAAGGUAUGUUUUGAGUUUUCUUUUAAAAUCAUUAAGGUUAGUUGCAGUCCUCAGGUCUUCAGGUCAGCUGUUCCAUAGACAGUAGCUGUGGUAAUAAAUAAGAGGCUUCACUGUACGUCUUGGUUUUGGAGAGCUUUAAAAACCGAUAAAGCAACUUUUAAAUCUAUUCUAAACAAUAUGUUAAAUGGCAUUCAUUUCGCCUUGACCUUUACUGUCAAUGUACCAAUAGAGGAUUGGUUGAAGUCUUAAUAGACUGAAUGGGAGCCACUGUUUUAUUUCGUUUUUACCAAAUAAAUGUCUUUGAGUCUUAGUAAUAAGGCGCUGUUCUCCAUUUGAUGUUCACGUCCACAGCUUUGCAGCAUUUUGCACGUCGAACACGGCUACAGUGAAUUGCAAGUUUCUGAAAUAGGACAUCUGCAGUCCAUUUGCUGAGCAUGUUGUUGGGGUUAACAUCAGACUGGCUGUAUUUACCACUAAACUAUUUAUAAAGAUUAAAUAUACAUGCUGAUGCUUGAAAUGCAUAUACCCUAGUUACAUAAUACCUGAGUCAUAGCUGAAGGAGCCUGUGUUUGGAAGCAGAUAAAGAUAUUCAUGCUGCUGUAACAGAGAGAUUUAUUUAUUCAGCAGCGAGAUUUACCUUUCUCCCUCCUGAGCUGCCUGUGUCUUCUUCCACUGAGACUGUCUCUGCCUUCAUCUUAAUGUGUCGAUAGGUGAGUCACAUUUCUGACCCCUGGAUAGCUGACAGAGCUGCUUUGACCUCGACUCAGCCCUAAUUAGCAGCACCUGUCUGACCUGGGGUCAGCCACAGCCAGCAGCCAUCAAUGCAGCAUUGUCUUGGACUUGAAUUAGGGAAAAGUGAGAGACCUGAGCUCAACCGCUAAAGCGUGAGCCUUCUAUUUUAAAGGUGAGAUUAUUGAUGGAAUAAUUGAUGGAGAAGGUUGGGAAAGGAAUAGGAAGAGAGUGGAUUAAUAAAUCAUAAUAGGAUGUGCAGAUUUUCUACCGUUUUAGUAUGAGCAACGUGUUUGUAUCUGAAUGAAAUCCUGAAACAACGCAGAUGUUUGUGUACCGUAACAGCCCGCAGUACUUGUACAAGCAAAAUGGGAGCAUGGGAAGUGCAAACAGUUGACAUUGCUCAGGUUUUCCUAGCCUGUUUAUCUGAUUAUUUGUAUAAGGAAUGACAGGAACAAAGAGUCUUAAAGACGACUGUUAUGUGAAGUCUCAUCACAAAGUUUUGUUCUUGACCAGAAUAAUGUGUGUAACAUCUUGUCAGGACACUGUGAGAGGAAAACUCACAAGGUAUGGAUUGAAGCAGCUGAUAGAACCAAGAGCUGGACCAUCUAUUCCACUGAAGGUCCAAUUCAUAAAGCAUGCUCUGCUGAUCCAAGCCCAGAAAUUCAAGUUUUGCAGCUUCUCUUGUUUUGUGUUUGAUUGUGAAGAUGAGCAGCCAGUUUCUCCACCCUCUGCACUGCAGAUCUGUGUGCUGCCAUACUGGCAAAGCUUAAAUCUGUCCUGAUGAAGAGCUGAAUGGGAGAGGACAUUUUUACUGGGUUAUCUUGAUUUCAGUCGCUACAAAAAAUAGAUACAGAUUGUAAAAUAGAUUGUAAAGAUACAGACCAUUUAUGAAAUGAAAGUGGCUCCAGGAGUGAGCCAGCAAUAACAGCUUGUCCUGAUACAAAACAUCCAUCCUGUGUGUUAGGACUCAGACUUUCACUAAACAAUGAUAAUGUUUUGGAGUGCUUUAGAUAACCUCAGACUGAUUUAACCUCUGAUUGUAAUAAUAGUGCUGUCAAAGUAGUACGUAUAGACUUCACUUACAAACUUUUUGCAUUUGCACAGGAUUAGCUGCUACAAAAUCACACACAAAAAGUCAAGUCAAAGUCAACUUUAUUGUCAAAUAUGCUAUACAUGUUAAACAUACAACACAGAUGAAAUUACAGUCCUCUCAGACCCACGGUACAUAGCAAUAAACUAUAAGAAUAAAGUAUAAAUAUAGAAUAAACAACUAAGCUAAACAAAAGACUACCUUAAAUACGCACAUCAAUUUACAAAAUAAAGAUAAUAUAAAUAGCAUAACAGUAUAAACAGUGUAACAGUAAAAAUAUAAGGAGGAAGGUGAGUGGAAGAAAGUGAAUGUGAACAGUAUGGCAGUCUUGAAGUGGACAUUAUAGUGCAAAUAUAGCAAUAUGGACGCAAUAGUGCAAAUAAAUGUAGUACAGUAGUAAUAGUGGUGCAGUGAUGAAGGAUAAAGUGAAAGUGUGUAUUCAAUUAAUCAAUUAAUGAAUAUAUAUAUAUAUAUAUAUAUAUAUAUAGAUAUAGAUAGAUAGAUAAUUUAGAAUUGGUUUUCAGUUAUUAAGAUAAGGACAAAUUAGCAUAGAGACGAUUAGCAUAGUGUUAAAUAAGUAAUCAAAGUGUAUUCAAUCAAUCAAUGUAUACACACCGCACACACACACACACACACACGUGUGUGUAUGUAUAUAUAUAUAUAUAUAUAUAUAUAUAUAUAUAUAUAUAUAUAUAUAUAAACACACAUAUAUAUAUAUAUAUAUACAUAUAUAUGUAUAUAUAUAUACAUAUAUACAUAUAUACAUAUAUGUAUAUAUAUACACAUAUAUAUGUAUAUAUACAGUAUGUACACACAUAUAUACAUAUAUAUACAUAUAUAUGUAUAUACAUAUAUAUAUGUAUAUAUAUAUAUACACAUGUGUGUAUACAUACAUACAUACAUACAUACAUACAUAUAUAUAUAUAAUAAUAAUAAUAAUAAUAAUGCAUCAGAUUUCAUAUAGCGCUUUAUCAGAGACCCUCAAAGCACUUUACAUUGGAUACAUCAUUCAUUCGCUCACACAGUCACACUUCGGUGGUGAUAAACUACCUUAGUAGUCACAGCUGCCCUACAUAUAUGUAUGUAUGUAUGUAUGCAUACACACACACACAAGACAAAGAUGGAAUCCAGCAGCCUACUGCAUCAAAAGCUUUAAAAACAUGAAGUAUUAUAAUGUAGCCGACAGUUAAAUGGUCAGCAAAGAACUGAGAUUCACUGGUUGGAAUAAAUAUACCAUUUUAGAUUUGUUGUUGAGUAUUCAGACUGUGCAGUGCUUGAAGUGUGUUUACAAAAGGCUGUCUUUGAAAUGCACAUAAAUGUUAGCAUUUACAUUAUUUCUGCCAUUAACUGUCAGUAGCGUGUUGUGAUAAUGCAUUUCAUCGACUUUCCAUGUAAAACAAAAUGCAUGACAAGUAAGAAAGGAGAAAUAUUCCAUAUUAUUAAUGCACUACCUGUCGUAAUGGUCUUCAUUCAUGCGUGAAUUCCUUUAGAGUCCUAUCACAAAGCUAAUGCCGCUCAGGUAAACACAGAAAAAUACAGUAUAAAGGUAUUAUUUUUAAGCGGUGAAAUGUUUUGCUGAUAGGUUGUCAUCGUACUAUGGGAACCAGACAUCAGGUGUGUAUGUGUGUCACUUCAUACCCAUCUUUCUGGCAGAGGCAGCUUGGCUGAUGGGGGAAGUUGGAAUGCAAAACAAUCUCUGCAGUGGAGGAGAGGCAGCCUGUGGGGAUGUUCCCAUUAGGAUGUUUAGAGUGGAUUAACUUGUCAAACUGCCUUCCAUCAGGAGACAGACUGUAUGCACACACAGCUAGGCCAGGAUGUAAACAAACUGAAACCAACCUUGCACACGUGACUCUAGCACACACAUUUUGCUUUACCUAUGUACCACCUGCAGACUUGCAUAUGGUCUGCUUGUCAUUCAACAUCUCUUUCCUGGCAUGUCUCGUAUUUCUUUCUCCCCCAGGCACACAAAUACUACAGACACUCAGAUACAAUGACAUAUUUUUCUGCUCCCAGUAAAGUAGAGGAAACCCUUAACGAUUUUUUAGCAUUAGGGAUACUGUCAAGUGAGGGGAUGGUUAUGCAACUUGGAGUGCUAACAGAGCGAGCAGGACCCAAUGUGCCUGUCUCAUUCUGAAGGGAGGUAAAUGUUGGUACUUUUGACAAUGCAGCUGUUAUCACAUCUCUUUAAAACUGUUUUUAUGGCUUAAGUUACCAGCAAUAGACAACUUAGAGUUGCACUCACCCUCUCUGCAGGACAAAAACUCACCAUACUUUCCUCCUCUCUGAGAGAAUUUGAGCACAUGAGUCCCCCUGAGACAGAAACCAAUGUUUUUUUCUACACUGUCCACAACAUACUUGACACUUUUAGCGGAUAAAUUUAGUUAGAUAUGUAUUUUAACAAAAUGUUUAAUUAAGCUUCAAAUUAAAAUCUUCGAAUGUGUCACCUGUAAAAUAUUCUGCUGAUAAAAAGACAUGCUUGUUGUCAGUUCAUGCUUCUGUUUUGUUUGUGGUGGACUAUUGUAAUGACAGACAGCACAGUAAUUCACUUAGUGAUAGAUUAAUAGCCAAUCAAAAGCAGAAUUAGACAUCUCUCUGGCUUUGGCAGUGGGAAUAAGAUGGGUGAUUUGUUUUCUGUUGGUGUGCUAUCGGUUUGUAAAUUACACAUUAAUGCUUCAUUAUCCUUUUGAUUAUGCUAAACCAAUUAGUCAGAAUUUGUAAUAAUUUCUCUUCCCCAUCGCCUCCACGCUUGUCUAGCCGUGAUAAGUUAUAAUGCUCAGCUAAGCAAGAUGCAUUUUUACUUUGUCUCUGAACAGAAGUGGAGCAUUGAUAUCUUUCGACGGUGGGUUUAUGCUGGAGUUAUCAGUCAGUUUUGCAGCCUUAAGAGCUGUUUAGUCACGGAUUCCCAGAAAACCUAUUUGUUCAUCUCCUAUGCCUGUUUGUGUGUACUCUCCUCCACACUUCAUUUUACUUUGUACUGCAGGAUGCUGGUUUUCUGCCUGUUGAAGCUGAUGAAGGUCAGCUGUUGUCUGCAUGCUUCUUAAGGCAGCAAUACAGAGCAGAGUGAGCAGAAUGAUUUCUGUGUUUAUGAACACUGUAGAUUUUGCUCAGAGGAGCAUUUUCUCACUGACAGUUCCUCCCACAAAGUUCAUGCUGCAUUCAGCAAAGAGGCUCAGAGAAAUCAGUCCAAUUUUGUCUCAGGUGUUAGCUGCACAGAGGAUAAAAAUUGCUCCCACGUGAGGAUAAAACCACAAAGACAGGCUCACUCUGUGUUCAAAGUCAACCUUAUUCAAAAUGAAAAGAGAAAAUUUGUGUCCAAGCAGAGUCUGAAAAUGUUGCCAGCUCAGCCAUAAAAAUAGUCCUCUCUGGACUCAAUAUUGCACCUGUGAAGUCCAUGUUCCUGCUUUAUGGCUGUACAGAAAAGCUCCAUAUUUACAGAGUUUGAAAGAAUCAUUAAUUCAAAUGCAUAUCUAAUCAAAUCUAAUCAUUUGCAAAAUGUGAGAUUUAAUGACGCAACAAACCCUUUCUGAGAUAAUGGAAAUUGAGGAGCUGCAGAUUCAAAUCCCUGCAGACUUGUGCUAAAUGUCUUUCACUUGUGAUCACUCCAGCCUAUGCUGUUCUUCUACUCUGCAUUACAGAUAUACUAUGUUAAGUAAUUUUUUAAUUGUUAUUUUGCUUUUGUUAGAUAUGGCUGCUAAAGAGAGACAGAAAAUGUGGGGAGGAGAGAUUGAGGGAAGACAAAUGCUGAUCUUUUGAUGAUUUUUUUUAAUGUACUGUAUAUAAAAUUGCCACCUGCAAUCUACAAUUCAGACAUCCUCCCAUAACUUUUAGUUUUAUGCACCUUUUAUCUGAUAAGCAACAUUUUAAAAUAAGCGUUGUGUUAUUUGGCAACAUAAUGAAGGGGUCAUUUGUCAGGCAGAGAGAUGAGAAAAGAGAGGAAGGCUGUUGGAGUGUGUGUGUGUGCGUGCGUGCGUGCGUGCGUGCGUGAGUAAGUGAACUCAAACAGAGUUUGGUAAAUCAAAGCUGUAAAUAUUUUCUAAAUUAAGUUUUUAUUAUUAUUAUUAUUAAUAAAGCACAUUUAGUAUAUAAACUAAUAAAACUUUCAAUAGAAUUAAUAUACCACACAAGGUAAUGUAGAAAUAGUAAUGCAUUUCAAUAUUUACAUCAGCCUACCUCUGUUAAAGUCAGCAAUAAGUAUUGCAUACUGUAAAUGAACACGUAACAAAAAAGUAAAUAAAAAUAAAAAACAAAAUAAUUUGAAAAAAUUUGAAAAAUAAAAAAAUAUAUAUAUUUUUAAAAAUCAAAAAAAAUUCUGUUUAAUAUAGUUUUGUUUUUUUUGGUGUUGGUGUUUAAUUUGCAUUUUAUGUGAGUGUAAUGUAAAAUAGGCGUUGUUUCCUUUUUCGUUAUGUAAAAUGUGUGUCGUAUCUUGUUUAAUUUGAAUUAAUCAAUUAAUAAAAAAAUUUUUUAAAUUGAUCAUCAAAAAAAUUAACACUUGUCAUACAUUAGAAAUCAGUCUGAAGUGUAACUGUUGUCCCGGUCUGAUCAGUUCAGCUAAAAAGGCUUUUAAAAUAUUAGAUAAUCAUUUGCAUGAACUUUUUUUGGCUUUUAUCUUGUUCAUUUUCAAAUAUUGAAUAAAAAAUCAAGUCUAACUCACACUAUUUUGGGGCUUCCUGUCUCAAUCAUCGUGAUCAUUCAUGUAACCAAACAACAACAACAACAGGAGUCAUGCAAAGUUCUUGUGUGUUUAAUCCUCGUGCGAACCUUUCCCACUGUUUUGUGGUGUCCUGAUUCAGGAGAUUUUCUCUCUUUUACUUUGCUCUUCCCCCCAAUCCUCCUGUGGAUUCCUCUCUGUUUUCAUCUCUUGCUGUGGGAAUAAGGCUGACUUCUAUUUAUAUGCUCAGAUGCUGGGGAGAUGCAUCCUCGUGGGAUUUCUUUGCAGCCCUCCCUGUUCACUCUUUUCACUCUUUUCCCCCUCUGCCCUUGCUUUCUGUAUCUGUUUGAGUGAGCAUCUGCAGCUGGCUGUUAACCUAUUUCCAACAUGUUGCCAACGACUAGAGCUUAUAGAUUUUCAAUUAACUUCAGAUGUAUGAAUUCUGAUUAGACUAUAAUGACCGUAAUUAUUUCUUUGAGCCAAUCAUGCAUAUCAGUGGGUAUCAAACCAGCAGAUUGAUUUAUCCUGAAACAAGAAUUGAUUCUUGCACAAGGGCUUUUUUACCAAGCUUUCUCACAGUGAAAAAUUUCCACACUCUGUUUUUUGACUCUCUCUCUCUCACACACACACACACAAGCUGAUGGAUACAUAAUAUUAUACUGUAUGCUGCAGACAGAAAUCCCCUCUAGUAAUGUUAUUCUCACAAACAUUUUUAUCCUCUAAGUGGGUUAUACUGCAUAUUUAUCUGCGUGACUACACCACACCAGCAACCAACUGAAAAUAUUACAAUUGCUUAUUUCCACAUAAUAUUCAUAGGCUCUAUUCUUGUUUCAGCUCUGUACAUUUUAACAGGUUGAUCCGAAUCAUUCAGAUUUGCAGCCAUGAACUUGUCAAUUCAUCAAAAGUUGAAAGUGAUUUUGCGCAUGACUUUAAGGAUUACAGUGUUUGAAUAGUACCGCAGCCUUCUGAGUAAAACAUUACGACUUUAGACCUGUUUCACACUCUCUGUUAGUCUGUCGUGGGCUGAUAUGUACUUUGUAGCUACUCAUCUCUAGAUUAGUUGCUGUUAGCCUGAGGUCUGUUUGUGCCUCACUUGCAUAAAUCUCCAUUUUCGCAGUUGAACACGACAGAUGUUUCUCUCUCUGUGGGCAGUUUGUGCUGAAGCUGUAAUAUACUGGAGUUGCAGGACUGAAAACUAAUUGUAAUGAAAAUUUAAUAACUAUUUAAUUUAUAUUUUAAGGAAAGUCCAAGUCUUUCCAAGGUUUUGUUUAUGUCUUUGUUUUAUUAAGUAGGAAGUUUAAUAUGCUGGGUUUUUAGGAUGAGAAAACAGCAGCGCUAGAAGACAUUAAAACUCCCGUUAGGAGUUGUGGCUGGCUGUGAAACAAACUAAAAUCAAUACUGAUGCCUUUGUCAGAGUCACAGAAGGAAAUGAGACCAUAAGCAACAAGACCUUUUGUUUCCAAACUGUAAUUUUGUAUGCACCUAUAACACCUGCCACAAGCUAGGUGUAAGACAAGUUGUGUCUUGGUUGAAGCUGUACCAAAGGGAGGAAUUACAGAGGGUGACAACAAGUUUGAUUGUCUAAAAACAGCUGGAGGAUAUUUUUCUUCAGAAAACACAAGUACAGGACAGGAUGAGUAAAAAGAUAAGAUGAGUCUUUGUCCACAGGGUGCAGCAGAGAUUCAGUCCUUCAUAGAAGCUUUGACUUUGGCGUCAUAAAAAAGGGGUUUUCCUUUCGUGCCAGUUGUAGGUAUAAGCUAUGAUAGGCAAUAAAAUAAUGUUUACUUUGUUCUCUGCAGUGCAACUCUAUUGUAAAGGAUGUGAAAGAAGUGACCACAGCCACCAUGUCAUCUACCAUUUCUCUGUGUACUUACAGUUUGGAGUUUUUAUCGUUUUUUAUCGUUUUUCUCUGUGUUUUCUCACACUUAGACAAAAUAGUAACAGAACUUGAAUUUUAGUCUCAACAAUCAUAAAAUUUGUUCCCUCAGAAAAUCCCCAAUUGUGGCGCCUCUUCCUUGAUUGAGAGGUAAUGAGGGGUCUGUCUGUAGCCAGGCUUUUUACCGUUUAGAUCGUUAACUCAUGUUGGAAGAGUUGUUGAGAUGAUAUAUCAACUGGGAAGCGGAAAGUGAUUCACUUGAUAAUCUGACUGUUAAAGGUGGGGCAGGCAGGAUCUGAGGAAGCGAAUGUAAACUCUACCCCUCCCAUCCAGUUUUCCCCUCAGCUCCUCCUCUCCACUCCGUCUCUGCUCCAACAAGCCCCGCCCACAAACAGACGCUCCUGCUCGCUCGUAUCGUUCCAGUUAAAUUCAGAUAUAAUGCAGAUAAAUACUUCAGAUAAUUACAAAUGGAGCCCAGUCAACGUGAAAGUAAAAAGCAUUGGUGCUACUGUAGAUGCCAACAGACUACCAGCAAACACAAUGUUUGCAGGACUUCUACAACUAGGAUAAAGUGACGUUUAGGCCCGUUAUUCCACCUCAGUCUCUGGUAUUUACUUCAUUUUCUUACUUGUGUCGGCAGUCGUGGCCAAAGGAGGAUUCAGACAAUUUUCCGAACUUUCUGGUUGGUUUUUACUGUCUGAUAUUGUAGCACGCUAACUUUGUUUGGCCUCGUGCAUGUUAUUAGUGUUGUGGAGCGUGCCUCACAACACGAGGGAGCAGCAACUGUCUCACAACCAAUCAGCACGAGGGAGCAGGGUCAGCCUUGCAACCAAUCAGGUUGAGGGAGGCGGAGAACGGGUUUGUUUACAGUCAGAAAGAGCGGGCUGCUCAAAAAUGUUAAAAUGUUGACUACACAGACGUAAGAGAACACAGCGAUAUCAUUAUAUCCCAAAUGUCAUCAAUAACUAACAGCUAUUGACUGAUAUUAAAAGCUGCUUCUUUCGUGGAAUCCUGCCUACCUCGCCUUGAAAAGGAUUCCCCGUUGGCCGUUGUUUUCUGACCUGGUAUCUGUGUCUUCUCAUGUAUGUUUCUGGCCGUGCAUCAGUAAAGGUAAACAUGGUAAAAAGUAAAAAACUCACCUACUUGCCUCAUAACACCUCAGAGAACCUGCUUAAAUAUAGAAGAAGUUUGACCUAUAGUGUAAUCAAUAAGAAGGACAUUUCUCACCAGUAGACACAACUAAAGGGUUUAAUCAUUUACACAUGAACCGGGCGUCUGUGAAGUUAGUGAACAGAGUUUGUCCUUGUGUUGCCUGUGCACCUUUGCACCGCCGUGUUCUGUCAAUACGCUGUGUAUGUUUUUGUUGGUGUCGCUGCUGUUUGCCAUUAAUAACUGCAGCAGGCAGCCAGACUGAGAGGCUUGAGAUAUUCCCACAACAGCUCCAGGCACUCAGCGCAGCUCAGACACCACCUGCCACCAGGAUGGAGGGGGCACGUGUUACCUGGAACAAAAUGGCUGGCAUGACAGAUCUGUAAUCCGUCUCUGCAAACAGUUUGACGGUCCAAUAAUUGAGAUCCUCUCCGCGACUCUGUCUUUGAUGCUGUAUGUUUAGGUGUUUGUACAUCAAGUUGUUUAUACUCUAAUUAUAAUUAUUUGUUCUGAGAUGGUCCUGCACAUGACGUGAACCUUAAAUUUGAUUUCACUAAUAUACAAAUAUAACAGGAUGUAGUUUGCCUGUUACAAACAGUUGAACACACCUGUAAUGUACAUUUUCAUGUCUUCCAAUUUACACUUUUUGAAACUCGUUUCCUCUUCAACACCGUUUUUUUUUCCCUCUGCUCUUCCUUUGUCUUAAAACAAGUUGAAACGGUUGAGCUGCUGGACUGUGAAGCGUCAAGUCUGGACCGAGCUGCAGCUAGAGACUCCUGGCUUCUUGACAAGAUGUGAAAGUGCUGUUCGAAUUCUGAACCCCGACCUGUCUGACUUAAUUUGGCGUCACACCGCCUUUCCAAAGCGUCCCAUCCUUUCGGUGUCCUUCCACGAUUAGCAGGUUAUCUCUUUUUCACAAGAACAAAGCAGCAAUCUGGUCUUGGAUUUGUACCCCAACUAAAAUCCCCCAAACAGCACGCACGAAAACAAGAAAACUGGAUCUAGCAGUUUGCCAAGUCAUAUUCUUGCUCAAGCGAAGGCUCUAUGAAUAAUUGAUGACAAAUAUUUGAAUCUCUGUAAGGUGGUUUUGUGUCUCCUCCGCAGGCAGCAGGCUAGUUUGAAAAAUCCCCACUUUUCAGCAAUAAUCACAGACUUGAUAAACAGUUGCUGGACUUGUGGUCUGGUCAACAGAAACAUCUCUCAUCGUACCAGAGCAGGGCAGUGAAAUGGUUGUUUCUUUGUCCCCGCUCUCCUUUGGGUAUUCCUCUGAUACUAAAACAAUUUCUCAGGAUUUGUUUGACUUGAGGUUGCAGAGUUGGGAUGUUCUGUAGACUGCAAGCACUUUUUCCAGAAUCCGUAUCUGAUUUUAUUUAAGGCUUUGGAGUUCUGAAACUUUUUUUUUUUUUUGCUCACAGUUGAUAUCUUUCUUGCGGUGGCUGAAAACACUUUUUAAAUGUGUUUUUCAGUCAUGCCUGUGAACUCAGUGGAUUCAGUUUAGAGUUCACUCUGGUGGCUCCCAUAAUAAAUGGCUGAAAUAACUCCUUUCUCCAUUCCCCUGGGCCUUUCUGAGAGGGGACUCUGAGUAACUCACCCCUGCUCCAAGGAUGCCAUUUUUCUUACUUAUGUUUUCCCCCAAUCCAUAUACAUUCAUGUCAAGAAGCAUCGCCAUUAGGUUGAGCAUUGUCAUGAGGUUGCUCUUAGUAUAUAGUGAUUUACUGAGUUUCAUCAUAUAUUUGAAUAAAAGUACCCUGAUAUUAAAAAGAUUAGAUUCUUUGCAUUAGUUAAUCAAAAAAAAGGAACUCUUGUUGUUUGUCGCAUGCACCAUUUUCAAACCUCUAACACGCUCACUCCUCACAGGUCGGUAGUCACGGCUGACUCAAUCCCUGCACUUCAUCUGUGUCCUCAGGUCCUGCUCUGGUGGGUGUAGUCAGGAAAGACUGGGCCUCUCAAAACAGCAUCGCCCUCUCCUGGUCAGAAGUGGAGCUGCUGCCUUCAGAGAUAGUGGAUUAUGAAGUCAAGUACUUUGAGAAGGUAAUGCCGUUAUCAGACGAGAUAAAGGAGUUUGACAUUUUUCUUGGACCAUGUCUACUUACUGUCAAUGUUAAAUGCACAGCUGUAAAAGUGGGUUUGUGUGUUUAUCUGUUCUUCCAGAAGUCGCCUUUAGUAAAUGGUUCCUGGCAUUUUGUUUUUAUUUUUUUCAGGAGCAAGAACAGCUGAGCUACUCAUCAACUCGGACAAAAACCCCCAGCGUGGUGGUGACAGGCCUCAGACCCUCCACCGUUUAUGUCUUCCAUGUGCGAGCUCGGACUGCUGCUGGUUACACAGCGUACAGCCCCAACUUUGAGUUUUCUACUGCUGCUGAGGGUACGACUGUGGGGAAUUGUGUGUGUGGGACAGUCAGUCUCCUAGUUAGUAAGAUUUGUGUUUAAAUUCCAGUGAAAACAGAGCGAUCUUUAAACAACACACAAAAGUGAAACAAUGAUUUUAAAAAGCCGUAGAUUCUGAGUCAUCUGUGUCGAUCAGCGACUCUAUAAAAUCCCUGAAGACGCUUUAUGGCCUUUUUUUGUCAUGGAUCAGUGAAACUCAUCAGUGCUUCUUCAGGCAUGAGCCAUUUAUUUAAAUGUUUAUAAGCUGUGUAAGUUCCUGAAGCACACAUAACGCUCUGUUGAUUCUAAUCCUGUAAUACGCAGGAAUACUCAUCCUCCUACAGGACACACACUGUAGGUGAUGAAUAUGCAGAUGCCCACCUUCGCAUUCGCAUACUUCCAUAAACCAUUACAGCCAUAUACUGCAUACUUAAGUCUGGGAUUGUGUUUCUUUAAAUGUAAAAUCUUGUCUCUGACCUUAUUCAACCCAACUUAACUUCCUCCAAACACUCAGGCUCAUGCUUUACUUUUUUACCUGUUUAACUUUUUGCCUUUUCUUUAACCACCAGGCGCAUUAGGUUAUAAUAAUUACACUUUAUUUAACGCCUAUCUCUAUAACGCAUUUUAAAUAUAUGUAUAAUGCGUCAUAAUCCCAUUAUAGCACUGUAUAAAAGUGUCAGUCUCCUAGUUAGUGUAUAAAGUGUUACCAUAAUUAACGAUCCAGACAUAGUUGCAUCACAAUGUACAGCAAUAGACUUUAGAGAAGGUCAGUAACUUCUGAAGAAUUUACAAUGUGAAGUUUUAUCAGGACCUUAAUGUUAUCAGUCAGACUCAGUGUUUACUCUCAUAUUCUUACAGCCUAGUUUUGUUUGAACAACAUAUCAGAGAUAUCUAUGCCUUACCAAAAUAAUUGGAUCAGAGAUAAAUACAAUAUUUAACAUAAAUAAAUGUAAAAACUGAAUGUGCAGCAGCAUCUUCUAGUGUACAGAUGUAGCAAAAAAAAAUUAGAAUAUCCAGGAAAAGAUCUUUUUUUUUUCUCAUACCUUGAUUCAAAUAGUGAAACUUUCAAAUGUUCAAGAUUAAUUACACACAAAGUGAAUAUACUUCAAGACUAAAAUCUACUUUCUCAAUAUGACAUCCAAAAAGAGAUCUGUGAAACAGAAAUGUCAACCUCCUGGAAGUCCAGGUUGCUUUGAUACCGCCCUUCAGCUCAUCUGUAUUGUUGCUCUGGUGUGUCUUAUCUUUGUCUUGUCCGUCCUCUAUGGGUUCAGGUCAGGUAGGUUGGCUGGCCAACCAAUCACAGUAAUACCAUGGUCAGCAAAACAGUUUCUGGUAGUAGUGGUGCGGUGGGCAGGUGCCAGGUCCAACUGGAAAAGGAAACCUGUAACUGCAUAAAGCUUCUCAGCAGAUGGAAGCAUGAAGCGCUCUAAAAUCUGACUGUGGAAAUCUCUCUCUGGACCCAAAGCACUUUGGGUUCUGUGCCUUUCUGAUUUUCCUACAAAAACAGCACUUUAGACAGCUGAGCAAUAGUCCAGUUCUUAUUCUUCUUCACUCAGGUUAGAUGCUUUUGACAUUGUCUUUGGUUCUGGAGUGGUGUGAUGGCAGGAAAACAACUCUUGUGGUCCAUUUCCUGGCCAUUGAUAAUCUGACUCUCGUCUCAGUCCACUCCUUGUGAAGCCCCCCUAAGUUCUUGAAUCUGCUUUGUUUGACAGUCCUCUCAAAGCGUCGGUCAUCCCUAUUGCCUGUGCACUUUUUUCUACCACACUUCUCCCUUAAAUCAAUUUUCAAUCAGUAUGCUUCUAUACAGCACUCUGUGAACGGCGAGCCUUUUCAGCAAUGACCAUGUGUGGCUUACCCUCGAUGUGGAGGAUGUCAAUGAUUGUCUUCUGGACAACUGUCAGUCAGCAGUCUUACUCAUGAUUGUGGUUAUGUGUACGAACCAGGAAGAGGAUAUAAAGGCUCAGUGAACCUUUGUGGGUGGUCAGAGUUGAUCAGCUGAUAAGAGCUCUGUUCAGGAGUGAAAUACAUGAGAAGAAACUUGACUUUUCCAUAAUAUUCUAAUGAUAUGAGAUGGUAAAUCUUUAAGUUUGGUAGCUUUAAUCUUUAAGAUUCAAAGAUGAUGAAUCGAGGAUAUAUGGAAGUUUGAGUUUUUCAAUUAAAUUAUGAGAAAAUUGACUUUAUGGGACAUUCAAAUUUACAUCUUUAUGCGUAUUUUUGUUGUUGUUUGUUUUGUACUAUCUGAUUUAUUCCCAGAACUCAGUGCAGAAGCAUCUAAAUAUAAUGGAUAUCUUGAUUAAUGCUUCGUUACGUUUCUGUGGAAAGAUGAUUGCAAAAAAUAAUCACCUUUCCAAAGUAAAAACACACGAAAGGUGUUUGUUUUGUGCCUGUUUCCUCUCUGUUUUAUACUUAUUUUUGUUCUCCAUUUCCUCAGAUCCUGAUAUCGCUGAUCAGGGUCAAGUUCUGGUGGUGGUCACAGCAUCCGUGGGUGGCUUCUCUUUGCUGGUCAUCCUCACUCUCUUCCUCCUCAUCACAGGGCGGUGAGAUGUCUUCUGUUUUAAGCAUUCACACACAUACUGCAUCCAAAAAAAAAAACACACACACACAUACCCCUCUUUGCUGCUCCUCUCAUAAUCUCCAGAGUCACGCUACAACCAGAAGUCUGUUAAUGGACUCUCUUUUGCCACCAAGCAGACACUCUUAUUUUCCAAAUGGCUGAACCAAUUUUCUGCCUAAUUACUCAGCAUGUAAUGCAUGUACCAGCAGUUUGCUCCAUUCCAUUAACUUCCACAGGUUGGCUCAGACUGUUGUCUUCAGCCUGCUUCUAGUUCACAGGGUUUUACACUCAGUGCCACUUAUUAAUAAACUAUGAAAAAUGGCCCAAUUGCUGGAUACUUUAUUUGGAUUUUUGUAAAAUAGCGAUACUAUAUGAAGUAAUUGCCAUUUAUCACAUAAUUUGCCAGCAAUUCAAAUUAACUGAACCCAGAUAUGGUCACAAUGUGAAUAAAAUCUUAGAUUCAGGCUCCCCUGAGACACAAAAUGGUCAUCAAGUGCCUCACAAGAAACCUUUUUUUGUUUUCUAAUCAUAAAUCUCUCUGACCAUUUCAGUGUAGUUUCCUUGUAUUCUCAUUCUUGAUAACUUGUCCAUGGUUUUAUAUUGUAGUGAUCUUUAGCAGAGGUUCUGAAAGGGAUAUUCCGGCCUAAAAUUAAGUUAGGGUCAAACACCCCGUAACACCAAGUUAGACACUCCCUCGAGAGAUGAAUGUUGCCGACCGCUUGGUUCUCUAGUUACUCAACUCAACUCAGCUUUAUUUGUAAAGCACUUUAAAAUAACCAAAGCUGAACAAAGUGCUGUACAUAAAUAGACAAAACAACGCAGAUGUAAAAAAACAAUCAAAAAACAAUUAAAACAACGGAUAAGAUAAAAGCAGAAUUAAAAAGUAAAAUAUAGUUUCAAUGUUUUUAAAACGACCGCACGAUAGCAAUACACGGCGGUCUAUGGAUCCGCAUGCAAACCUCAACCAAAAAGCCACUCUAUAGCCACAAAUAAUGCUCAGAACAGCACCUAACUUCAUCAACAGGACAUAUAGGGUCCCAGCCUAAUGUCUUUAGCAAAGAGACUCAACACAACUCACUCACUCUCUUCCAGUAGCCGCUUGUUUAUACGGAGACCUCAGAUGAGUCCAUUACAGAGUGCAGCGGGGUGACGCAACUCAAGGAAGAACAUUUAUGAUCAUUUCUUAAUUCAUUCCUUUAAGUAAUAAUCAGCAUAUUAAUCAUUUUGCACUGCAGACGCGGUAGUUCUUCUGCCUUAGCGCCUCGGUCUGAUUGCAUUUCCAUGAAGAAAUGAUCAUAAUUGUUCCUCCUUGAGCUGUGUCACCCCGCUGCACUCUGUAAUGGACUCAUCUGAGGUCUCCGUACAAACAAGCGGCUGCUGGAAGAGAGUAGGUAAGUUGUGUUUAGUCUCUUUGCUAAAGAAAUUAGGCAAAGUUAAAAAGAUGUUUGGUGUCUAGUACUAUGGCUGGGACCCUAUAUGUCCUGUUGAUGAAGUUAGGUGCUGUUCUGAGCAUUGUUUGUGGCUAUAGAGUGGCGUUUUGGUUGAGCGCGUGGCUCUCUGUAUUGCUAUCAUGCGGUCAUUACUAAAGUUGGUAUAACUAGAGAAGCAAGCGGUCGGCAACAUUCAUCUCUUGAGGGGGUGUCUAACUCGGUGUUACGGUGUGUUUGACCAUAGCUUAAUUUUACGCCGGAAUAUACCUUUAAGGUGCAUUUCCUCCACUUAUCUGCGCUAGUGUGAAAAAUGCAUGACCCUCAAAUACAUGUGCAACAAAGGUUUUUGGGCACGACACAUAUCCACAACCCACUCUGUGACCUACUUUUGGGUCUCAACCCUCCAUUUGAGAACCAAGAGUCUUUACAUUGAACUUAAUAAAAUGCAGCGCAAACUGGACGUAGCCAUCAGGAUGUCACUUCCUGGUUUUGUGGAUUACCUGGUGGUUAUCUGAAGCUUCCAUGAGCAAAUUUUAAUACAUUGUUGGCGCUGGAGAGCAGGGGGUCAGCGUCUUAGAUAUUCUAGUCAGUGCAAUAAUCCCCGACUUUCACUGACAGAAGAAACUUGAACACAUACUGCUUAGAAAAACUGUUGACAUCUUAUCCCUACUUAUUUUCAUGGAUUAAGUUUGAAUAACACCCAAAAAUAUUUUUAUUCAUCUGAAUAAUAAUCAUUUUAGUUACAUAUCUGUUCACAGCCAGCCAUAGUAGUAAUAUCUUUCUGUGGUAAACAUUAAGAGCCGUAAGUUGCUGCCUUCCUAGUAGGAGAAGGUGACAAUUACGACCUCAGAACUGGCUUAUUCUCUUAUUUGUAUAUAAAUCAACACUUUUACAGCCCAAAGUGGCAAAGUAGCACAUUUUAAUGUAGUAAUGACAUUUUCAGAGGGCAGCCCUUUUCUGUACGGUUUUCUGAUGCAAAUGUUCUUUUUUUUUUUGUUAAUACACGUCUUUGAUUGCUACUUUUGUCCCUCCUCUCCCUCUUUGGAGACUGAGCCUUGAAAGCCUUAAAUUUGAGGAGCUCUGAAAAGGAUAAGUGUGGGGAAAUGGAAGAAAAUAAAAAGAGCUACAUAAAGGCAAGAACAAAAAUUGCUCUGAAGAAUUGGUUAUAGAAAAAGGGAAAUGACUGUCUUCUUUCCACUAGAGGACUCUUUACAGAGCGAGGGAUUGAUGAGGAGACAUUACAGACUGAAGCUUCUCUAAAACAGGUUUAGGUGGUUUUUGCCGUCAGAAUAAAUGUGCGCUCUUCCACCUUUUGUCAUGGGGGCAGUAAAUCUAUUUGAUGUCACAGUUGUUUCCUGCUGAUAAUAUCGACUAAUUUAACUUUUUUUAACGAGAAAAGAAAAACUGGGGACACUGGGGUGUUGAAAGUGUUUGUGAAGGUGAUUCUGAUUCUUUGGAAAACACCUGUGCAGGUGUCAAGGCUACAUAAAAGCCAGGAUGAAGUCAGAGGAGAAGAGGAGGACUCGCUUUCACACUGGGCAUGGUACAGUAAAAUAUGCUUCUUUUUUCAUUGUGUGUACGUUUUUUUUGUUCUUCUGAUUGUUUGCACCGUUUUUCAAACUUGUAUCCAUGCACUGUCUAAAUCCCAGAGCUCUGGUUUGGAUGCAAGUUCUACAAACAGUGGUCCCAGUUUGCUUGUUAGCUGCAGAGAUGCAAGGAUAGAGAGCUUUUAUUGAGCAGGAUUUAUGUCAGUCCUUCCCUGUGAAAACUGGGAGCUUUAGGCCCAAAGUAGGCAUUAAAGCUGGCAUUCAAACCCACAGUUUUGUCAGCUGUAUCUAAAUGGUAGGUGGAACUGAUUGGAGGUUUGUGGCUUAUUAAGGUUGAGGAUGUGACAGCAGCAGGUUAAGAUUAGUGUUUAGGAAAAAAAGGCAGAUGUGUAGAUAAAUCCUCUUAAAUCACGGUUUUAUCCUUUUUUUAACAUGUUUUUCCUUUAUCUGCUAAAUCCCUGAAGAGAAAAGAAACAAUAAGUUAACAGGUGUGUCUUUACAUGUCUACUUUUGAAAUACCAGAGAGGAGUCAUGGUGUAGCCCUGUGUCUUUAUUUGACCCUCCUCCUGUGUUAGGGUCUGCACCGACCCGUUUUUGAUUUUAAAUGCUCAAAAGAAACAUAUAAAUUAGCUUUUUCACAUCAAGACUUUUUGACUUUGUCAGGAACCUCAAUUUCAACAAAAUAAAAAAAAUUAAAUUGACGUAAUUAUAAAAUGUUCUUAUUAAAAUUAUGGCACCUGUCAUGUUAGAUUCGCUGUUGACCUGAUUAGAUCAAUAUCUAAUAAUCAGAGCACAAACUGAAAUCAUAAGUGCACUGUCAGGCACCACACUGACAGUCAGAUCCUUUUCCAAUCAUGUGAGAUUUAAGAAAUUCUAAUUUUUCCAUGUUUUUCCCUGCACAAAAAACAACAUCUGGCAUGUUGAGACAUGAGAGAUUAGUUCAGUGUAGAUGUCUGUGUGAGGGGUAUACUGACAGAGAAAGGCCCAGGGGUUCACAACAAAAAAAUAUUAUAAGCAACAUUUUCAUGGGUAAUGAAGCCUAACAAGGUAACAUAGAGAUGGGAACCAAAUAGGAUGAUAGAGAAUUGUUUUUAGUGUAAUUUACAGCUGAUUUAAGACACGGGUCAAAACUGACCUGUUAACAUAGUGGGUGUGUAGUAAAAGCUCAUCUAACAGCUGACCCCAGUUUGUCUAACAUUAGAAACGCACUGAUCUGUUUGACGAUAUUGGAGUUAAAAGGAUAGCUUGAGUACCAGUUGUUUGAUCGAGGCGUACAACUUGCAUUGGAUAAAGGUCUGCACAGCUCCUGUUAGAAGUUGGCAGCUAGAAUUCUGCUGACACAGAGGCGAAGCUAUGUACCAUUGCAGACAGUGUCAAAGGUACCAUGUAUUCAAGCCGCUUUGUUAAAAAAAAAAAAAACGUCUUACAUUUCAGGUUCAGGUAAAACCAUACUUUAAAAAUAUUUCACUACUUCACCUUUUAGUUAGACAGCUCUUUCUCUUGGUGCAAUGAUGUCUUAUUCUCUUUAAAAACCCUGCAUUUCUCAUUUUUACUCAUGCGGUGCACAGUAUCAGAGCAGGUGUUCAACUCAGCAGUAAGAGAAGAGAGACAACAAAAUAAAAGAGAAUUCAUCAACUAUCCCUUUGAGUCCAAGGUUCAUGUUUCACUGUUAGAUAACCCCACUGUUAACAAUCUAAUGAUGUAGAGCGGUAUGCUUCAAAAUACUUUACAAUGUCAGUCUAACUCAAGCUGCUGCUUAAUAGAGAGGAGUUUGGUGAGGAUUUUAAGAAAGAACCUGUUUAUAUAUUCAUAGAUUUGGGAGCUUGGAUGAAGUAUAUCUACCUGGAGUCUUCUGUGAGCAGCCCUUAUCAGAAAUCAUCCUAUGCCUGUAAAUCAAUGUAUAAGAACUGAUUUACCCUAUUUUCUGCGCUCAAUCUUUCAUUUCUAAGCCAUUCACUCCUUAAAUUGUCUCAUACACCUGUUAUUGGAUUGUGAGAAAUUUUGGUAUCCACUCCUCUAUUUUAAGGAUUACAGGACUGUUCCAAGUAUGGAUCUACAAUUACAGAUAAAAAUAGGAUGACUGUUCCCCAGAUAAAAAAAAGUGUGUCGGUCUUGGGGAACAAAAAAAAAGUGCUCUGUAAUUUCCUGAGAUGGUUCAGGGAGAGCUCAAGUGGGAUUCAAUCAAAACCCCGUGGGGCACAAGUGAGACUUAGCUAACCUCCUAAUCGUCUGUGGGCUUGAUUGUGGGGGUUUGGAAAUAGUCUAGAAGGAACAUAAAGGGCUACAAAUAAGCAUGCAGACACCGUCUCUUUACUGUAUUUUAGUUUUUCCACUCGAGUGGAGAAAAAUGGAUAGAGGUAUGCUGCAGAAAUGUUCAGUCAAACUCUGUAGGUAUUUUCAUUUUGCAUAUCGUCAGAAUUUUGCAGCACACGACAAAGACUGAUAAGAGUCACGCUGAUAAAAAUGUGCAUUGGGAAGCAUUUCCUCAAACAUGAUUCAAUUUAUUUGACUGGUUUUAAUCUGUGCCCGCAGCCUUUUUUUGUUUAUUCUCUGCUGUUGUGUGCUGUAGAGGCAACACCCAGGCAAGGGAUGCCAGCAGGCUCAACAAACAGGUAGAAAAGGCUUGUUCUAUUACAGCGCUGAGCACAGACACCCAGGAGACAGAGGUAGAGUGUAAGACUCCAAACUGGAAUCUUUUUCUCAGACGGAGCCUUCAACCCUCUGCAACAUGAGCUGACACAGCUAUAAAGUACAUUUAGUCCCCAGCUCAUCUGCUCGAGGUGUACCAGGGGGUGCUUCAACUUAUCAUUUGUGCCAGUCAUCAUGCACAGCGCUCACUGCAGAAACGUCCCCAGCCUCAGCCAGCCAGCAAGGAAGCUGAAAACUGGCUGCCUGCAAUGUCUUUUUUGUACGCUGCUCUGGGCCUUUUUCAGAUCCAUUUUUUUUCCCCACAUCCCUCGACAAAAAAAAAAAAAGAGAAACUUUAGAUCAUAAUGGAGGCAAAAACAGCAUUAAUUAUGGCCUCAUGCUGUGAAGGCAAGAAACCAACCCCUCUAGCAUAAUCUCAAAAAGCAAAACAUUAUAUGCUCCAACAUACCAGAGUUUACUGCAGGGCUGUCAUCCAAGGAUAACAUCUUAAUGCAGUUUGAACCAAAGUUUAAAUCCGCAUUUGGAUUUAGAAUUAGAUAAACAACAAACAUCACAAAAUAGACCUUAAAACAUGAUGUUGAAGACCACUUUAUCUUAUUCAUUGUAUUGUUAGAAUUUGCAAACUGACUCUUAAGUUUUAGGGCGACACAUUAAUCAGAUUAUUAGCUAUUGAUCUUAUUCUGUGGCACAGAUUUAACAUUAUUUUGCCAAAUCUUGUGACAUAAAUCCACAUUUAUACUCUGUCUCUAUACAUGUCACAUAUUUUUGGCUUAUCGGAACUGAACCCAUUAUGGAAUUUAGACCCGAAUCCUCUUUAAAAUACUUAGUAAUGCAUGUGCUCCUUGUUUUCCUCGUUAUUAUUCUGCUAAUGUACUCAACAGUGCCAAAAGCAUCUUUGAAGUGUGUAUCAGUGUGUCUGCAUCUGUCACUUCUAUCUAGUCCCUCAUAGUUAAAAUGCUCAAGUGCAACUGUACGGGGAUUUCAAAGGUUUUAUGCUCUAUUAUAGUAUGGAAAGUAACGUAAAAUGUUUCUUCCCUUUCAGUCCCAUUUUCUGGGAUAAAGACAUAUGUGGAUCCAGACACCUACGAAGACCCCUCUCAGGCUGUGGAGGAAUUCGCUAAAGAGAUAGAGCCGUCAUACAUUUGCAUUGAGCGGGUGAUCGGUGCAGGUAAAAUGAAAACACAUGAGAGUAUUUUCUGUAUAUAAAUGUGCACAGGUUGCUUCUACUGUACUCUAGAGGUUUGUCUGAAGUUACAUUGGUGUUACAUGUGUGCCUGUAGGUACAGGUUUUGAUAAACUUGAUAAGAGGCGAGGUUAUUCAGACCAAUUAACGUGAUCUAGGUAUCGUGUUCUGGAGUCAAAGUGAGAAUUACUCCAGGAUAUUGUAAUAAAUGUAAGUGAUGGAUGACUAGCACUUGUGUUUGAGAAAUGAUAACACUUAAUGUUGAGUAACACUUUUAUUUCAUGAGACGGGUUAAACCUCAUAAAGUGCACAUCUAAAACUUUUAUAGCCACUCUUAGCUAGCUGAUUUAAAAGUAAUUUAUCGUAUUGUGCCUCAGAGGGACACAGUCAGUGCUGACACCAGUGAAUAAUAGUGUUAGAUGGUUCAUUAAAUUGAACAGAUUGUGUCUGCUGUUUAACCGUUGAGGAAUUAUGAAGGUGCCUCGAAGUUAUCUUGUUUUUACAACAUGAGCGCUACCUGGUGGAGACUCUGUGUAUUGCAGUGGCAAAGCAACUUAGAUGUAACAGCAUUGUAUCUGUUUAUUUACAACUGUCACAACUUUUUUAAUGCAUCGAUAACCAGAUAUGUGACGGAUAACACACUUCUGUGGUUUGUUUUGUUUAUUGAUGUCACAGGUGAAUUUGGAGAAGUGUGUAGUGGUCGUUUGCGUGUACCAGGGAGGAUGGACAUCGCUGUGGCAAUAAAGACACUUAAGGGUGGCUAUAUGGAUCAGCAGAGAAGAGACUUUCUGCGUGAGGCUUCAAUCAUGGGACAGUUUAACAACCCGAACAUCAUCAGGCUGGAGGGAGUGGUCACAAAAAGUAAGCUCUACAUGAUCUGUUUUUCCUAGAUGUUGGUCUUUUGUUUUGGACACUUGUUGGUCAUUAAAAUCGUGUCUUUUUUCCUUUUCCUCAGGCAGACCUGUCAUGAUAGUGGUUGAGUACAUGGAAAACGGAGCGCUUGACUCGUUUCUACGGGUUCGACAGAUUAAGUCCUUAUAGACUCACCUAUUUCCUUAACUAAACUCAUCAUCUUCUAUGCAUCAUAUUUGUCUUUUUCUACCGGUUUCUCCUGCAGACACGUGAUGGACAGUUCACAGUGCUUCAGCUGGUCGGCAUGUUGCGUGGCAUUGCAGUGGGCAUGACAUACCUCUCAGAGAUGGGAUACAUUCACAGAGAUCUGGCUGCCCGCAACAUUUUAGUGGAUGAGAACCUCGUGUGUAAGGUGUCUGAUUUCGGCAUGUCCAGGAUCCUUGAGGACGACAGUGAGGCAGCCUAUACUGCCACAGUGAGUGUAUAUCUGACAGUUUCAGCAGGUACAAGCUGACAGGUAAUGUUUGAUGUCUCUCAAGCAAGUUUUUACCUGUUACUCUCUUAGGGGGGGAAAAUACCUAUUCGUUGGACAGCACCAGAGGCUAUUGCUUAUGGGAAAUUCUCCUCAGCGAGUGAUGUGUGGAGCUACGGUAUCGUCAUGUGGGAAGUCAUGUCGUAUGGGGAAAGGCCAUACUGGGAGAUGUCCAAUCAAGAUGUAAGAUACUGGAAAUGUUAAAACUCCUUAAGCCUGAUCGACAUAGAAGAAUCAUCUAUGUAUUUGUGUUUAAUCUACUUGUGAUCGCCUCAGGUGAUUUUAUCCAUCGAGGAAGGCUACCGUCUUCCAGCACCGAUGGGCUGCCCUGUGACCCUGCACCAGCUGAUGUUACAUUGCUGGCAGAAGGAGUCAGGCCAGCGCCCACGCUUCACAAAUGUGCUGUCUUUCCUUGACAAGCUCAUAAUCAAUCCCAGCAGCCUGCUAACACUGGUCAAUGAUGCGCAGAGGUAAAAGUACCAGAGGAAAGGGCCACGCUGGUUGUUCUGCAUGGAUUAAAGCAUUACAUGAUCCUACCUCAUGUUUACUUUUUAUAUAACUAUAUUUUUCUACUAAACAAACAGAUAUUACUGUAGAUUAUGUUGGGUAUGAGAAGAAAAGUGAAGAUUUCCUGUAAAGAAACUUUUAUACAGAAUUAUAAAUCAUAAUCAAAAGGCAACUGUAAGUCCCAAGAGCAGAAAAAAAACAUUAAAAAAGUCAUUUGUAUCUAAAUAAAAAAGCAUGCAAAUAAAUUAAAAAUUGAAAAUUUUAUGUUAGAGCCAUUAACAAAGUGAUAAAUCACAGCGCCUUAAAAUCAACUAAAUCAUUACCAAAAUAAUGGAUACAGUGUGAAGUGUUGUUAAGUGAAAUAACUGCAGCACACAGUGACUUUAUUUUGUUUUUUAAUUUUAAUUUUUUUGUCUUAUGCUAACCCAUGAGCCAUCAGAUAUAAGACAAUACUUCAUUUUAGAGUAGACACAACAAAACUUGUCGGUCCUAUGGUAAAAUUCAGACCCCAUGUUGUUGUGCAUUCCCUGUAUGUGUAUUUAUGUGACGAUGAAACAUUUUAUAGGUGGCUCGGCACAGUUUAAAGCCGUAGCACACACAACAUUAACCCAGUAGAAAGGUUAAAACCAUCAGUGCUUGGCAUCAUAUAAACUGACAAUCAUAAUAUAGCCAAUAUUGGCAAUAAUUGAUUACCUUUGCAAGUUUCUGCAACAUAAUUUUGUUCCCAAAUUUGAACAUCUUGCAGAAACUCAUGGAAAGGCUUUUUAGACUUGUUUUUGAAAGGAAAGCUUAAUGGUGUUGCAUCUUCACGGUUCAUUUAACUAAUAAUCACGAUUCAGAUCAGCACUUUGCCAACCUAAUCCCUGAAUUUUCUGUAUUCUCAGUUACCCUGACUCCCCGGAAGACAUGCCAGACUACCCUCUUUUCAUCUCUAUCGGCGACUGGCUCGACUCCAUUAAAAUGAGCCAGUAUAAGAACAACUUCCUUGCAGCAGGAUAUACAACCCUGGAUUCCAUUUCAACCAUGAGCAUAGAGUGAGUGAAGCAAAAUUAAAAUGAGUGCGGCUACAGCAUCAAAAAGCACAAUAAAAAGACACGGAGUAGCAUCAAAGGGAGAGAAAAAAUGUGAAAUUGCAAUAAAAUUGAUUCCUAUUAUGAGCCUUGUCAAGAAACAUCAGUACAGUAUCUGUUUAUCAUGAAGCUUUCUGUUUUUUAUUGUAUGAUGACGCUUCAACACUUGGUAUCUUUUUAAAAAUAUUCUUUAUCAGGAAACGAUGCUCCUUUAAUCAACAAUUACUGUUUCUCUCUCCUCCAGCGACAUCCGGCGUAUCGGGAUCUGUUUGAUUGGUCACCAGAGGAGAAUCAUAAGCAGCAUACAGUCACUCCGCCUGCAGCUUCACCACAUCCAACAGAGCGGCUUUCAAGUGUGAGAGCACUACACAAAGACAGACUGUGUGCACAAACUGAGCAGGAAACAAAUCAGAGCUCUUUGGCAUCAUCAUUCAACUAAUUGCACAAACACCAGACUGUUAGGUGUAGCAGGAAAUUCACACGCUGCUCAUGUGAGAGCAGCCCGCUGCUCGGCCACAUGUGGUCUGGCUCAUACACACUCAUCUCAAUCAUCUUAUGGAUCAUUAUCGUCAAUACAGCCUCCACAACAACCAACCUCUGUCAGCGUUGGCCAAAUGCGGUCUCUUUAUUAUCUCAGCAAAUACUAGCAUUCACUUGAAUUUAGGACUUCUUUUCUCUAGUGUCUAUUCAAGUGUUCACCGAUACCUCUUCUCCUCCAAGUGACAAUCCAACGCUUUCUAUUGACUUUGAAUGGUCUCAAGUCUGUUACCUCAAGGCCAGAGAAGAUGUGGAUAGGGAAAAAGUUAAUAUGGUAAUGUCAAAGAUGAAGUAAGUGUUCAGUGAAACAAUUCUACAGUAAUAAAGUGUGACAGAAUGGUAAAUACAAUCAUGUUUUUUGAACUGAAGACCGCUGAAUGUCAAAAGAUUUUAUAGAAAUGUACAUUCUAUCCUCAUGAUAAUGCAGUAUGUCUUGUACAAAAAGUCUUGUGAAAGUCGUAUGUUUUAUUCAGUAUGUUUGUUCCUUAAUAAACAACCCUAUUUUAAUA
Molecule: messenger RNA, 65076 nt
Organism: Xyrichtys novacula (pearly razorfish)
Lineage: Eukaryota; Metazoa; Chordata; Actinopteri; Labriformes; Labridae
Source: the annotation of a GenBank genome assembly